Molecule: messenger RNA, 55231 nt
Organism: Podarcis lilfordi (Lilford's wall lizard)
Lineage: Eukaryota; Metazoa; Chordata; Lepidosauria; Squamata; Lacertidae
Source: the annotation of a GenBank genome assembly
GGGGGGGGGCGCAUCUGCCCUCAUGGCAGCUGUGUGGAAACGGCAGAAAAACGAAGCCGUCUCAAGAAGAAUGCCUUUUGAGAGGUAGAACUCGUGUGCGCGUUUCAACAUGUUCUCACACACAUAUGUUAACGUGUUUAAAAGAUUCGGGUAGGCUCAGGUGUUGGAAAGGUCAGCUGGGCGUGCUGGGUGCGUGUGAAGGCCGGCCACGCGGCCCCUCGACCUGACGGGACCCGGAGGCGGGCGGAGAGGCCAACGGCCGCCCAGCGUCGCCUCAGCUCGGCUCCCCUCCCCCAGCUCGGCUGGAAAGAGGAAGGCGCUCGAGAGACUCGCCUCGGAUCCUUUUCAAACCGGUUGACAUUGCUUUGGUUUCGACGACCGCCCGCCCGCCCACUCCCUUUCCAAGCGAGGCCAUUCCCGGAGUUGUACGGCACGAAGCGUCAGCGCGCGCCGCAAAAUCAACCCGCGAGGCGGGGGGCUCAUUUUUUUAUUAUUCGUUUUGUAGACUCCCUCCUCCCCCCGCCUCCCUCCCUCCCUCGCGCCUCUUCCCGGCUUCUGGCGAAAUCUCAGCAGCAGCAGCAGCCCGAGGGCCGAGCAGCAGGAGACGGGUUUUCGCGGUGACGUCACGGCGGGUGGGCGGAGCUUCUUUCCCCUCCCCCCUCCCUUCGCUCUCCUCUCUCGGCCAAUGAGCAUCGUCCACAUGCCGCGGCCGCAAGAGGGGCAGCCGCGAGUUGGCUCGGAUAAAUUCUAUUAGAGCAGCGGCCGCCGGCUCAGCCAGCGCCGGGGAGGGGAGCCGGGACGAGGGAGGGCAGGAAGCGGGAGAAAGGGACACCCCAAAAGCCCCGCCGCCGCCGCCGCCGCCGCCACACACAAAAAGGGGGGCAGGAAGCCGGAGAGCCGACCGAGGCCUGCGCUGCGCUGCCGAGCCGGGGAAGAGCGCGCCGAGGAGCCGCCGGUGCUGCCCCGUCCGAGGCGGGUGGGGCGCUUCUGUCUGCCCCCAACCCUGAGGGCGCUCGCACCUCAGCGAACCCGGAGGGAGGCGCCAGGGGCCAGUUACUGACUGCAUCUCCGACGGCGGAAUCAGGGGAGGAAUUCUUUAAAAGGGGGUGUCUCAUUUUAUAACCCCCCCAAAAACCCAGUUUGCGGAGCAGCCCCUUCACCCCCUUCACAAAACACCCCUCGAGUUGGACCCGUCACCCUGAGGGCGGGCGGAGCGGGCUGGGUGAGGCACCCUUGCCAGUCAAAAAGAGGGGGUGCCUUUCUGAGUUGGGGUGGGAGGAGGAGGGGAAAAGGGGCUUUCUUGCCCCCUCACCCUGGUGGUAGCUGUGGGCCGUCCCUCCCCCCGAAAGAUCUCUCCCCGAGGGGGUGCGCGAGCCUCGACUGACUGGCUGGCUUCGCCUUGCUAGAAAGCGCCGGGCGCCCUUCUGGAUCUCUUGUCUUCGAUGGUGACAAAUCCGGGGAGGAGGAGGAGUGGGGAUCCGUAGGGGAAGGGAGGGUGGCGGGCGAGGAAAGGAGUAGAGAGGAGGCUAGUGGUGAGCGAGGGUAGGCGCCGCUUUUUUUAUUUAUUUGCUGCUGCGAAGAAGGAAGAGGAAGAGAGGCAGCGAAGGAAGGCGAGGGAAACCCGAGCGAGGCUCCAUUUGCUGCUGCUGCUGCUGCUUCUCCUCCGCCGGCCUCAGCCAUGGAGAACGCGCACACGAAGACCGUGGAGGAAGUUUUGGCUUAUUUCAGCGUCAACGAGAGCACCGGGCUCAGCUUGGAGCAGGUCAAGAAGCUCAAGGAGAGAUGGGGCGCCAACGGUAGGUCGGAGCAGCAACCCGCCUCCUCCUCCUCCUCGCCGGAGGGGAGAUGCUGCUGGGAUUGCCUCCCCCCUCGCUCCCCUCCGCAUUUCUUUUUAUCGCCAUUCUUCUCCUCUUCCCUCGGCCCCUUCUCAAGGCCUAAACGGGUGGCCAGCCACGCACAGGACACAUCCGCAACCCCCCCGAAAAAACCGGCAUCUGCUUCAGGAACCGGAAUAAAAGGAAAGGGAGAGAGAAGAUGGCUGACUCUCGAUCCACCUCGUGGGUUCCCUUCCGUGCCCCAGGCUUCUGGGGCUGUUCCAGCGUACAAGCUGCCCGCCCGCUUCCCUUUCCCCUUUAACGAGGGCAGAGCUGCUUCUGUUUUACACGGAACACGUUUUAUAUCUCUCCUUUCCCUCCCGUUCUUAGCAUCUUAGCCUAUUGCUUAUUUGACCUUUGUUUCUUUUGUUCUUUUCCUUCCGGCUUGGUUCCUCAUUCCUGUUAAACGCUCUUGGUUUAAAAAGAGGAUUCUGAAGGUGCGGGAGGGGGCGAGAAGGCACACUGCUUUCACUGUGUUGCAAAACCGGCAUUUGCAUAGGAAAUUGUAUGACGGGGCCAGAGGUGAGAGAGCUACCCUUGAAAAGUGAAGAAGUAUUUUCUUUCCUCUUUGCUUUUUGAAAAAGGAAGGUUGAGGAAAAAAUAAAAUCUCUUUGUCUGAGGCUUAAGAGAGGUGUGUGUGUUUAAACACCUUUGACCCUGUGUGUGAAGCUCCAUUAGAAGUUAUGGUUGGCAGCAGUGAUGACUUGGCUGAAUUUGUAACCUCACCAGCUUGAUGCUUAGGGUAAAAUGCUGGGAGCAUGAGGCCUGCUCUCUGUCUCAGUGAAAGAAGGCACCUUAACCAUUACAUUGUUUGUGCCUUUGAUAUUAAGUUAAACAUUCUAAAAAACCCUUUAAUGCAGCUGAGGCUUCAAGUAUGGAUCCUAUUAUACUAGUUUCUAAUAAUAUCUUGUUCUUUCUUCCUUUCUUGGACGUGCUUUCCGGAAAUCUUUAUCUCUUAAAGAGCUACCAGCUGAAGAAGGUAAGCAAGUUUGUGAGGCAUUUCAUAUUUCUACAUGACAUUAAUAGUGUACAUUUGACAACUUAUAUCUACAUUUUUUCUUGGCAGGAAAAACUUUACUUGAGCUUGUUAUCGAACAGUUUGAAGAUUUAUUAGUUAGAAUUUUGUUGUUGGCAGCGUGUAUAUCAUUUGUAAGUAUCUUAUAUUUUUUAUUUCAUAUUUGUCUGACCUGCCAUGUAUAUAAACCUGCCAUGCAGAUUCUUCAAAAGUUCUUAACCUGACAAGUGCAAAAACCAUACCUUUUAAUUUGCCUUAAGUUUUAGCCUUGGGACCGAAUAUCAUGUUUUCUACCAGAAAGUGUUUUGUCUCUGGAUUUUAGUGCAGUUACUUUGACCGCAAUCCUAACCAUAUUUUCUCAGAACAAGUUUGAUUUUGCUGGGAUACUGCAGUUCAAAGUUGUGUUUUAAUAUGGGGCCAGGAUUGCAUACCAGUUAAACCAGAUACACACUAACAUUUUUUGAUACAUAGUAUCCAUGGGAUUGAUGAUAUUUUUUAAUUUGAAGUAGGAUCUCCCAGUUCUUGCCUGUUAACCUUGGCCCCAGUAAGAAGGUGAACUAGUAUUCUUUGUAUGGUUGAUUGUUAUGAAACUAACUGAGACUGCUGGAAAUCUUUUUUUGGAUGCAAUGCAAACUGUAAAUAGAAUUUGCAUGGGGGAAUAUUCCAGUUGCCUUCCCUCGCUGAUAAUAGCAAGGUGACAGUUGUUGCUCUUGACAGUGACAAGAAUGAUGACAGCAGUGAUGGCACCAUUGUUGACCAAAUUUGGUAACUGACCUUUGGGAAGCCUCCUGCGUUGCAUGCAGAAUUGGUAGGAUGGGACUGUGAAACCGGUUCUGGAUAUUUUUACUUCUUCCUUAUUUAAAAGCCGUUGAAUAGAACAUUGCCUGAUGCCAGGUCUGUGUUUGCGGAGAAACAGUUAGAUAUGCAGCAAAGAUCGAAACAGAGGGUGGUCAUGGUUCACACAUUCUGACAUGCUGAAAAGGAAGGGGUAAACUAUAAAAGCGUUACAUGUGGAGAUGAUACUUAAACAGGUUGGCAUGGUGCAAAUGGUAGUGUUCUCUUUGCCGAGACUUUAGCUCUAAAAUGCUUGGUAGCAUUGGGCAUGUAGUGCCAGCCUAAACUAUGGACAGGGUUGAUGUGAGGAUGAUGGAGAUAAAGAAUGUACAGCGCUUUGUAACCUGAAAGGUAGGUUAGAGAAGGCUGGGGUUUGUAGGACUGUGUGCACACCAACAUGUGCUUUCAUUAUAUAUGUCAACUCUAGAGUUCCCCUUUAACUGCAGCUUUUUGUGACAUAUUAGCAGUUCUGGAGAGCCCCAUUAUUUCCAGGAGCAGCUUUUCAGGGAUCACAAGGCACUGUGGUGGGAAGAAGGGGGUUUAAAAAUGGGUUAUAUGUGGAACCUCCAAGAUAGCUCUCCCCAAUUGUGGAUUUAUGUGGCAGUUUUCAGAGGAACUAAAUUUAAUCUUUGGGGCCUUUUUGGAAGCUAUAAGAGUAGAAAACAGUAAAUGGUGCAGAGCUCUCUUAAGUGUUUGCAAAAUAAUUGUGGCAGUAGGAAAUACGAUCCGGAAAAAACAGGUGAGAGGAGGGUUACCCCUUGUACUAAUAUGUAGCAUAGCAUGUUGCUGAUCUUGAGCCAGUGAGGGUUUCAGAUAUCUUGACACUGGCAUGUGCUUUCAAAGAAGAUGGUCUUCAGUUCUGGUACUUAUGCAUCAUUGCAGUUAGUCAAAGCUUGGCACUGAUUUUUCUUGUGGAGAUGAUUGGCUUAGUCAUUCUGGUUUUUUUCUUACGAAAGUUAACUAUGUAUGACUAUGCCACUUUAAAAUGAGCGAACAUUUUAUGUAAAGGAAGUUGUGAGUAUGAGAUGAGACCAACCCAUUUUGGGGUUCACUAGAAGGUAUGUUAGUAAAUGCGGAUAACUUGUGCAUAUUCAAAAUACAUUUGCAGUUUUAAAAUAGCAUUAUUGGUUAUAAACCUGAUUUUGAGUGACAGUCCAUUAUUUGUGUUUAUGAUUUGAUUAGAAAUGCUCAAGAAUUAUGCAUUCUGAAAGCGGACAAUUAGUGAGCACUACGUCUGAAAAGUUGUGCACGUUAACAACGUGAGAUGACAUGCCUUGACUUACCAUGCAUAGAAUUCCCUACAGUUAUUAUAGCGUGGGUUAGGUUUUCCUGGAAGAAUCUUUCCUUAAACAAUUUCCAGGAAGCAAACCAGUGAAUUUAUUUCUCCAGAAUAUAUUCUAAUAUUUUGAAACUGAAUCUGGGGGAUGUUAAUUCCAGAGUUAAAAGCUAGCACAAAAAUGUGAAUAAUUUUGCUCUCCAUAUAGUCUUAUUUAACUGAAUUAUUAAAAGUUAUUGCUAUACAGUGGAACCUCGUGUUACGUACCACCCUCCUUACAAAUGCUUCGGGUUACGGGCUCCGCUAACCUGGAAGUAGAUGCCCUUUGUUGCGGACUUUGCCCCAGGAUGCGAGCAUAAGUCGAGCAGCGCGGCAGCAGCGGGAGGCACCAUUAGUGAAAACACGUCUCAUGUUAAGAACAGUUUCCGGUUACAAACGGACCUCCAGAACAAAUUAAGUUCAUAACUGGAGGUACCACUGUAAUCUUGAGGUUUAAUUUUAUGCUGAUUUCAGUAAUGUAGGCCUGUAUAGAGUAUAGAUCAAAGAUACUUGUGUUAGUUUACUCACUAUUGGCUAUUUUAUUUUUAAAAAUGACUGUAAUCCUUGAAUAGUUGCUCUUGAACAAUUUCUUUGGUUAAGGUUGCAUGUGGAUGUUGAAAUGCAAUCCUAGCAGAAGCUUUUGAGAUUGUCUUUAGAAUUGCUAAGUUUCCAUAGGUCCAAAGCUGACAAUAUUCUAGCCUAUAGGCUUUUUGACACCACACAUUAAACCAUAGUUUGAAGAAUAAAUUGUUUCUGUGUGAAUAAGCUAGUGUGCUGGUGCAUGCUGCUGAAAAGUUCACACUGAGUUCCUCUGCUCUGCCACAGGGAACCAAGUAGGAGUCUGGCUUGUUGUGAUAUCUGAAACCCAGCUCAUGGUUUGAUUUUCCCCAAACAAACCAUGAUCAGUAUUCUAAAAAUAAACCUUGGUUACUACUUGUGGCUUAUUUCUCUCCAAACAAUGAACCUGGUUUUAGACGUCAUGACAAGCCAGGCUUGUUUCCUGGCAGUGUAGCAGGAACUGGGGAGGAGUGGAGCAAGAACUUUGAAUGCACCAGCAUACUGCAUGUUCACAUUAAACCUUUUUAGAAGUAUGGUGUAGUGCAGUGAUGGCCAAACUUGGCUCUCCAGCUGUUUUGGGACUACGACUCCCAUUGUCCCUAGCUAACAGGACCAGUGGUCAGGGAUGAUGGGAAUUGUAGUCCCAAAACAGCUGCAGGGCCAAGUUUGGCCAUCACUGGUAUAGUGUAACAUCUGUCAUGUCUGCCAGUUGGUUGAAGUGUACAAUAUAGAAAAAAGUAUUGCACUCACUCAGAGACCUGAAAAAGAUGCUUCCUCACUUUUUUCCUUGAAUUUCUGAUGCAAUUUGGAAUCUUAAUGUUGGAACAAAGUAUUUAAAGGGCCCUAAUAGUGAAGUGCACUUGAAUAAGCCUCUUCCCUCCAGAAUAAUGGGAGAACUGUGCUCCUGAGGAGUUGUGAUGAUUAAUUUACAAAGAGGCCAGGCAGUGCUUAAAAGGACAACUGUGAAGUGUACAUUAGGGGAAAACGUGGGCCUAUAAAUUUUGCAUUUCCCCUCUGAGGGAAAUAAGACAGUGUCUUUUAACUGUUUCACUGCAAAACAAGCAUUUUACUUAAAUACAACCUUCCCCAAUCUUGGUUCCACAGACUGUAGACUAUAGCCCCCAUCAUUCCCAACCAGCAUAGCCAAUGCUCAGGGAUGAUGCAGUUUGGUCCAACAACAUCAGAGAAAACAAGGUUGUGGAAGGUUACUUUAAUGUGCAGAGAAUUAUGUAUUGUGUGUAAUUCUGGAUGAUUGUAUUUUGCUUCUAUAUUCAUAUGUUCAGGUCUGUAAGUCUAUAAAAAUAAGAAGAAGAUGCAACUUCCCCUUUCUCUGCUGAUGAGUGCUUGCUACAUGUUCGUCUUGAACAGUCUUGUUGAUGAUUUAAAACUCAGAACACCCAAAGUUUGUGUGCAUGGUGCUUUGUUUGUAAAACAAGGACAGAAUGUGAGAACCACUACCCUAUAGAUUAGGAAAAGUAGUACAUGCAAGAGAAGGAAAAUAUUGUGAUUCCAACAAAUGAAAUUAUAAAUAUUGGACUCUAUGGCAGGAAUCUGGUUCAUUUUUAUGAACCAGUGUGGUUGGUGCUGGAGUAGAACUGGUUUGAAUCCCUCCUUAGCUGUGAAGCUCACUAUGUCAUCUUGGGGCACACUAUUAUCCCACCUCAAAGGGUUCUUGUGAGGAUAAAAUGAGGUGAACCUGUGUAUUCCACCUUAAGAUCCUUGGGUGGAAUAGUGGGAUAAAAACAAUACAAUAUUCUUUGCCCUAUGAAAGUAUGAUGCCAUAUUGCCCUGACCAGUGGCCUUUCUUGUGUUGUCUAAUUUGACGGGCAGUAGCUCUUGAAGGCCUUGGAGGUGUUUCAUAGCUGUGCCACCUAAGAUCCUCUCACUACAGGUUGUGUGACUUCUGGAGGUAAAGGAUGUGCUCUAUCGCUGAAUUAUGCUCCAUUGUCAGGGAGGGCCUUUCUCUAGCACCAGUUCCUACCAUAUUAGCCUUGAUUCUAUAAUGCAGUUUGGGAGAUGUGACGUUACUUAUUUUCCUGAACAAAAAUGGCUUGCUGUGCUUCUAAUAGUGACCAUGAAAUUGGCAUGGGCAAUUUAGUACACACAGUUGUUAUCCUGGUGCUGGAGAAUAACAGAUGCAACAUAGAUAAGGUUAAGUUAUUGGAACAUGAAGGAUCGUCUUACUCACUUGUAUACAAAGACACAAUCCUUCAUAAUAAGCAUUCAUACACAGUGUUCUAGCUUCGGCAUUCUCUGACCUCUGAGAAUUGGCCUAUGUAUCUGAUGUUGCUUCUUACAGAGUAGGAUACUUGUAGCCUAAAUUACACAGCCGCUAAACCAAUAGCCUCUUUUUUCGUAACUCCAGUAACUACAAAUAAAAUCCUGCUCUCUGGCAGAUUGAACUUAGUUUUGUUAAUUUUGUUGAACUUAGUUUUGUUAAUUUUGUUAAACUUUGAAACAGGAUUGAAGAGAGAUUCUAGCAGAUGUGAUCUAUGCUUAUGUGUGAUAUGCCAAAUAGCGGAGAUUAGAAAAUAUACGCUAUAUGAGAGUUUAGAAAGGAAGGUGGCUUUAUCAUUCUUUUUAGAAAUUUGGCAAGCUUUAAACAUUGAGUAUUUUUAUCAAGUAUUUGAUAUGCUGUAAAGCAGGUACUGUAUCUUCAACCUUUUCAGACGCAGCACCCACUUUUAACCCAAACAUGCAUUUGGGGACCCAUUUCUUAAUCUUUCACCAUAAUAUUUGUGUAGUGGUAGUGCUCCUAUUACGGCCCACCUUGGAUCAAACUGUGACUGACUAGUGGAUCCUGACUCACCAUUUGAAGACCAGUGCUGUAAAGAAUAAUAUGUAAUGUAUUAAGAAGCACUGCAGUAAAAAAUUAUAAAAGAGGGGUGUUAAAGAUUUUACUUGGUUAGUGUAGAAGAGGGGAUGCAGCUCAUUUUAUGUGGCCUUGAAAGCUGGCUUGAGUUAUUCAUUUCUCUACACCAGACAGAUUAAGGGAAUGAUCGAACAUGUUAUAUAAAAUGGUGAGAAAAGUCUUGGUAUGUAAAAGUGCUGCCUGCAUUCUGAUAAAAAACAUAAUUUCCUUUUAUAAUGACCUCCUUUGACAACUUGUGGACAUUUCCCCUUCAAAUUUGUUUUCAGGAGGCAUCUGGAAGUCACGUAAUCAUCUUAUUAAUUUAUUCACUGCCAUUUUGACCAUGUAUUUGUUUGACAGACUUGUAACAUAAAUUAGCAAUUUACCUGACAAAAGUUUUUUAAUGCUUGUAGAAUACCUAAUCCUAUUGUGCAUCUAGCAGAAUGGGCACAGUGAUCAACUAAAUACAUCUUUGGUCCCAAAACUGCUUAGAAAAUUAUCUUUGUGGCAGUAUUUGGCUACUUCACUGUGUGUAGCAUUGGAUUAAAGAUAAUAUGUAAUGGGAAGUACUGUAGAAUUUUAAAGAACUCGCUUAUCUUAAGAAUGUGUAGCUUUCCUCCCUCCAGGAUGUUUUAAUUAGUUUGAAGAAGCCUAGAACCCAGCCAGAUGAGCAGCUAAUAAAUUAUUAUUAUUAUUAUUAUUAUUAUUAUUAUUAUUAUUAUCUGAAUUAUAGCAAAUGGUAUGUACAGAAAUAACUGAUAGAAUAUCUAAGUGGUGGGUGCUCCUCUAUUGACUAACUUUCUGUAACAACUGAUAGGGAGAGUUUUUUGGCUGUGAAUCAUGGAAAGAGUGGAAAUAACCUGAACUGAUUGUGGACAGUGUCUCUAGGGCAAAAUAAUUUGUAUGGGAUAACUUGUUAUCAAAACUAUUGCAAAGGAAUGCUUUAUCUGUUUAAUUUUAAAUGAAUUAUGGUAAAUUAAUAAAAACAGUAUGCAAUAAGAGUCCAUACAGCACUCCAGAGAGCAUGAGUAAAACAAUAGCAUUAAUAAGGUACUGUGAAUUCCAAAAAAGUACUAAAUGUGCAUAAAAACAACAACUAAUUUUAGAGUUGGACAGAGACGUGAAUCCAGUUAAAUGAGAAUGGCAUACCGUCCAACAUUUCUCCAGUGAAAAUAGGGAUGUCCUAUUCCAUAAUAAAAAUGAUAAUAAAAAUUUGAUUACAGUAUUUAUACCACGCCCAUCUGACUGGGUUGCCCCAGCCACUCUAAGCAGCUUCAAACAUAGUGAAACAUUAAGCAUUAAAAAUCUUCAGAUGUCUUCUAAAGGUUGUAUUUAUCUCGUUGGCUUGGGGUUUACAUAACUCGGUACCUUCCAAUGAAAAUAGGGACGUCCUAAGGAAAAGCAGGACAUUCUGGGAUCAAAUCAGAAACCAGGGCAGCUUCUGUAAAUGUGGGACUAUUGCUGGAAAAAAGGGACACUUGGGAGAGUCUGGAAUUGAGUGGGAUGCAUGUUCUAUGUGCUAUUUUUUAUCUAGCACUUUACAAUGUUUGUAAUGCUAAUCUCAUUCAUGACCCAAAAUCAGAUCUUUAGGCUUGUGGGCAGUGAAUUUAAUUCUGCUUUAUUUCAGAAUUAGUCAUUAGGUACAGCACUGGUCCAUUAGUAUUACCCAUGUUUGUGUUUAGCUGAUCUUUGGAGGCUCAUGGAAGCAGUGAGACUUGCUGUUUUCAAGAACCUCCAAAGACCAACUCAGGAUCAGACCCAAGCUGGGGCAAGUGUUCACCUAUAGUUUUCACUGGUGAGUUCAUUGUGACUAGAGUACAAAUCCUGCACAGAAAUAUAUUAAAUACAUAAUGGCAUAGUCUUUUUUAUGUGUGAUGACAAUUCUUAAGAACUGGUCUGCCUACCCCCAGUUGUUUUAUAGCAGACUGCUUCUACCAAGUCUGUCAAAUGCCCACUAGAAGCUUUGACUUUUCACACAGCCAGUAGCCACACAGGAAGCCCAAGUGCUAACGUGCCAAAACGUUCACAUUUGUCUUUCCUUUUCAAAGCUUGGGCCUAUAUCAUGUUAUACACUAAGCUGAGUCUUACAUGGCUGAAUACACACAAAAUGCCCUGCACAUAGAAAGCAGGUUGUCCAGGAGUAGGAUUUUAGGAUAGCAUGUUGGUUUUCUGUGUGUGUGCGAGAGUGUUUCGGGGGUGGGUGGGUUCUGUCAUGUGAUCUCUUCCCUUCCAACCUGAAACAAUCCAAGCUUGCCACCUCAACUGAUUGCUGUUUGUGAGAACAAGUGGUCAUUAAACGUGUGUUAAGAGUCUUGUGUGGUAUGGAAAUGUCACACACUGUUGUAUGAUGUCUGCUAUGUAGUUCAGAACUUAAAAGGUGGCAAACAUGAUGUUUAGAGACAUUAAACAUUUGAUACCAAUCUGCAUGUACGUUUUCAGGACUUGCAAAUAGAACUAUUCAUAUUGGGCAAAAGAUUCCUGCAUUGCAGAAGGUUUGACUAGUUGACCCUUGUGGUCCCUUCCAACUAUGACUCUAGGAUCUCAGAGACUCUUGACUCCUAUAGCUUACUAUUCCAUGCCCAUCCCUAGUUGGUGUACCUAUUUGCUUCAGGUCUCAUAAUCUUUUGUAAGCAGCAGUGGUAUUUUAAACAUUUUUGGAAGGUUUAUGAAACAGCACAUAUUACUACAACUCAAAGAACCACUUCUAAAAGUCUUAGCAAUAUAAAGCCGCAAUCCUAUAUCUGUGUAUCUGGAAGUAAGGCCAUUGAGCUUGGUAGAACUUCAGAGCAAGAAUCCCAAUAUAAAGGGAAUAAUGAUAAUCUAAUCAAGAUCAGUUCAUAGGACUGCUUUGUGGUAGAAUUAAAAAAAAAUGUUACAAGAAAUAUCAAGACAGUUAUUUGUAUUUACUAACGAUUUUAUGGUUUCAGUGUGUAUAUUUUGAUUGGUUUGCUUGCUUGUGGGGAUCUUGUGAUGAUGUACAACAAAUAGUCUAAAUAAUUAAAAUAUGCUAAAUUUUGUAUUUUGCUAUAAUGCCGGCAAACGUUGAAGUUUGGCUUUAAAAUGCAAUACAUGAGUGACUAGUUUAUAAUUUGUGAAUGUAGAGAAGAGGAAAGGCAGAUGGCAGCUACAGUGAAUCUUUACAUAGAGUUCUCCAGUUUCAACUUUUUCAUGUUAAUUGUACUAACCUCUCAUAAAGGAAAUUGUUCAUUAUAAGGUUGGCACAGCUCAUUGUUAAAGAUUACAUCCUCUUUGGAAGAGAAAAGUGAGAUGUAAGAUGUGGUUUUUGUAAUUGGUGCUUUGUAUCUAGCAAGGUGUCUAAAAUCAGCAUGGCUGCUAUUAAUGAAAUGAACCAUUUGACAAUUUUAGCAUUUAUUUUACACAGCAGGUUUCUAGACCUCACAAUUCCUUAAGAAAAAGCUGCUGUGUAUGGGAAACGUCAGCAAAUGCUUAUAAGAGUUUAGGAUGGGAUAUUUUGGAACUGGUCUCACUCCCUUCUUGUGGCCUGGAAGUCAGUUAUUUGUGUUCUCAUCUUCUAGUUCCUCCUCUAAUUGAUGCCUCUCCGGUGCCCAUUGUCUGUGCUGGGUAUUGUAGAGAAAGGUGGAUCAAAAGAUAAUCAGUUUAUCAUGAGCCAGAAAUUAAAGACAAGCAUGAAACAUGUAGAUAUGUAUACAGUGGAUCCUCAGGUUACGUUACCUUCGGGUAACGUAACUUUCAGGUUGCAAACGCGGCAAACCCAGAAGUGUAUACUUCCGGGUUUCGCCGCAUGCGCAGAAGUGCUCUAUCGCGCUGCGUGUAUGUGUAGAAGCAGCAACUCUAGAUGCAGACUUUUGGGGGUACAUACGGACCCCCGGAACAAAUUAAGUUCGUAUCCAGAGGGUCCACUGUACUGUAAUAUAUUCCCUGUGCCUCAGUGGGAGGUAAUGUGCCUAAAAAUCUGGAUGAAUUGUAUUUUCUUGAUUUUCUUAUUUUAUCUUUUUGUAAACCACUUUGAGAGUAUUUUUACAAUGAAGUAGUGUAUAAAUUUUAUGAAGUGAAUUAAUCAUCUUAAAUCAGUACGAAAUAUUUAUUGUUUUUAUUUUAUGUCAUAUUGAGCAUGAUGGACUUUAAAAAAUUGGCUGUCUUAGUGGUGCUCUUAUUCCAUUGAUAGAUGCCAUUGCAGAGGCAUUUAAUCUCUUAUUUUAGUACUAGGAUCCUGAAUACUUCAGUCACAUCAUAGCUGUAUAACUGGAGCUCCAUCAAGUGGCUAAUGAUAAGUUGUAGCAAUAGCCAUUUAAAAGAGCCAAGAUUAAAUUUAGGAGUGAAAUCUAGAUUCUGCAUUCCAACCCACCAGAAGGUGAUUUUCUAAUGAAAUUUUCCUCUAUUUAAGAUUUAUCAUUCCCCUCAAUCUAGAAACUGCCUUCCCUAUAGCCUUUAGUGCAGUACAGCAUUUCCUCCAUUCUCUAUUUCCCACAGCCUGUGUACCCACCUGGAAAAUAGUUCUACUUAACAAGAUUCCUCUUCUUUCAGCUUCCUAUUGACUGGCUUCCAAGCACUAAUGAUUUCAGCAUUAUUAAGUUUGUUGAUUUUUACUUCCUGUUGCAUAAUAUGUUGAAUAUAGUAGUAGAUAUUUUCUGCAUUAAUCGUUGCAGAGUUUGAUACAGGCUACCAAGUAAGUGUAGAUUAAAUGAAAUUUUGCCUGUGACUCUUAAGUACCCUAUUCAGUGACCUGGUUCACAUGUAACAUUAAACCAUGGUUUAGUGGCGCAUGUGAACCCAGCACAGCACAAGCCAUAUUUUGUUGUUGGCUCCCUAACUUUAAUUAUGUUUCAACAUUGUGGGUGACCCCAGACAUUGUAAUUCUUUCAGUUUGUAUAAGGAUUUCCACUGCUCUUGCAUAUUCUUCCCGCUGAAAGCAGCUCUUCAUGUUUGUGUUGGAGAUGGUUUCUGAAAGUGGUCUGGGAUGACUUCUGAGGCAGCACAGGAAACGCUUUGGGGAAAACUAGGGCUCAGGGGCUCAGAAACCUUUUGAUAAAGGCAUUUAUCUACCUAAGAUCAAGUUUCAUUUUUUAAAGUCUAUCAUGGAUUUUUAUAAUAUCCAGUAGCUAUGGGAGCACCCAUGUAGAUACAAUCAAGGAACUACAUGUAUUCAAGAGAGUACUUGACUGCAUUUAGCUGUAAAUAAUUAGGAGGGCACUUUCCUACGUUUCCUGAUAUUAAAGUAAAUUAUUCUUUAUGUUGAUGAAUCUAAAUAAGGGGAUAGCUGCAAGCUGAGCUUGAGCUCUGUUGGGUCUGACAUCUUUUUAAAAAAUACACACAUGCAGUAUUGUAUGAAAUUUUGCUGAGACAUUCCACACUUCUUCCAUUUUUAUGAUUUAAUCACUUUGGUUUUUCUAGCGCCCUGUCAGUAUUUUAGCACAUAUGCGCCUCUUAACUGUGUGGCGACCUUAUCCAGAAAAUGUCAACUACAUUCUAGUUCCUGAUCACCCUGCAACCAGACCGCUCAGUAUUACAUGACUUAACCUUCUCUAUUGUUAACAGAGAGGAGGCUUGGCUUUAAGGAAUGUGGGACUUAGUAGCAGAUUAUAAUGACAGUUUAGAACCUGAUAAAUAUUACCAUGUUUCAAUCUCAGAAUAGCAAACUAACCAAGCAUAAGCAUGGUAGCACAAAGCUUACUAUGUAUUAAACUACUAAAGUCUUAUCUUUAAGAAACUGUUGCAGAUUGUGUCUCUGGAUUUUAUUUUUUAAGACUAACCUCUAACAUUGCCAUGUAAGCUACCCGAGAGAAAAAAAUACAUUAUUAAAAAAAUUAUACACACACACACAUACUGUAUAUGUUUCCUCACUCUAAUUUAUUUAGGCAUUGUUAACAAAGCUAAACUUUGUAAUUUGUUUUGAAAAUAAAAGCUACAAUUCUAGCCUUCUAACGUGCAAUGUACUUUCAAAUUCAAGCCAUUUGGGAAGGUGAAGAUGGGAUUAUUUUUGUAAAAUGAAAUUUGCUUUUAGCUUCUAAUGUGUCGCUUAAGUGACUUUUCUUUUUAACUGGUGCAAUAAAUCCUAGGGUAUAUCUAAUUACCAAUGACUAACAUAUAGCUAAAAUUAAGACAACUGUUAUAGAAAAUACAGUAUAUAAUAUUUGAAUAUGUAAAAUGACCUGUUCUUCAAUCUCUCUUGUAGGUGUUGGCCUGGUUUGAAGAAGGUGAAGAAACAGUCACAGCCUUUGUAGAGCCUUUUGUAAUCUUACUCAUAUUGGUAGCCAAUGCAAUUGUGGGUGUGUGGCAGGUGAGUGAAUAUUUUGUAAUGCUUGAAUCUUGGAAAACUUCAUAAACAUUGUUCCAAUAGGCUGCAACUUGUACAGACUAAUUUUAAGUAAAUUUGCUAUAUAUAUUUUUGAUUAGCCUGAAAGUAGAUGCAAGUUGUGAAAUAGUGGAAAUAGUUCAGCAUUUCAGAUUUAGUUAUUUGAGAGAUGCUCUACAUUGUAGAAGUACUGCAGGAUCCAAAGAGCCAUGCAACUAAUUAAGUGAACCCAAGGAAACUUACGACUUGUAUUGCUUAAGCAGCAGCCCUCCAUAUUGUGUAACAAGUUUCUUUUGAAAUCAGGAAGUUACAGGAUGGAUCUGCUGUACUAGAAAUUAAAUUUUGAGAGUUUGUGAAGAAUGCUGAACUUUAGGUCUUUUUUUUUUUUUAGUUUUAAUUAAGGUUUUUUGUGUUACAAAGAAAAACAGUGGUACAUCUAUUGUCUCCAUUUAGGUCAUUUAUGAGAAUUGAGUAUUUUGGGGGAUGAGGUGAUACAUGUGUUUUUCAUAGUUGAUGCAUGACACUGAAAUCUUACUUGCUUAUUUAAAUCUAAAAUUUGAAUUGCUUCUGCAUGGUGUAUUUAUGGUAGUUCUAACUUGCAUGCAUGGACUGACAUGCCAUUAAGGUUAGGAAAACCCAAUUUGCCCUGAACUACUUCCUCAGUAUGCUUUUAUUGUCUUUUAUAUAAUUAUAUGACAUGUGAAUUGGUUGUUUUGUGUAUUUGAGAAUGUAUGUGUUUAUAGUAACAGGCAGUGGUAGAAACUGAUAUAUAAAAGCUAAUCGCCAUAUGGCACCUUAAACCUGGGUUGCGGCUGCACUUAAGCUCUUUUUUUUACAAGAUAACAAAGCUGAAAAUGAAUUGUGUAUAUUGUCAGUUCCAGUUAAAAUAUUAUGUUAAUUUUUCAUAUGGUCUAGUCCUCAUCUGAAGACUGCAAAAUGCUUCUCCUGCCUACCCUACAGAUACUCUCAUGUGGGUCCUUUCUUCAGUCUUCAGAGAGUAGCUGGAAAUGGGAAGGCCGAAAAAGGUCCCCCUUUCCUUCCACUCUGCAUUCAAGCUCUAGAUCAGGAGUAGGCAACCUAAGGCCCGGGGGCUGGAUGCAGCCCAAUCGCCUUUUCAAUCCGGCCCGUGGACGGUCCGGGAAUCAGUGUGUUUUUACAUGAGUAGAAUGUGUCCUUUUAUUUAAAAUGCAUCUCUGGGUCAUUUGUGGGGCAUAGGAAUUCGUUCAUUUUCCCCCCUUCAAAAUAUAGUCUGGCCCCCCCACAAGGUCCGAGGGACAGUGGACUGGCCCACAGCUGAAAAAGGUUGCUGACCCCUGCUCUAGAUUCUCACUACACCCCCUUUCCUUCAUAUUACAUAUAUCCUUCUGGCACCACCUUAACUGAAGAGAAUGCAAACAACAGCAGACCACCAGGGUCAGGCGGUGGCAGCAGAUUUGGGCCACAUUCACAGCACACAUUAGCAGAUUUUCUUUUAUACUGCUAACUAGAACCUUGAAAACCCUUUAUUUUUUUGACUGUUUCCUUUUGCUGGCUCAUCGAACAGCUUGAGUCUUAAAUGCACUUUAACAUAUUUAUAUUUGUCAAAUCAAGUAGUUGCCAGUAUGAAUACAUAAAUUGCCCCAAUACAUAAAUGGGUCACCCAUUUUGUAGGAAGUUAUUUCUAUAUCAAGCUUAUGUAUAGUAGGGCCCACAGCCUUCAUAUCCUGACAGACAUGGAGUUCCCUCACCCCCAAUUUGUGUAUUGGCGAUUAUUGCUAUGCAGGAUUCAAGAGAAAUCUGGGAUCUGAGAAAUGUUUGAAAAGGAAAGGCCCCAGUUGGCUAUUUCUGAAAGUAUGGUGAAAUGAGAAUGACUGUCCCCUGAAACCAUGGUAAUAAGAUAUUGGUAUAAAACCACUGCCAAGCCGGAGCUACCAGAUUCUGACUAAUAACUUUUUAUAGGUAGUGUUUCUUUUAGUUGGUUUCAAGCAGCUCAUCUGUUUACAAUCCAAUAAUCUGUUCCUGAAGCCUAUACCACAAAAAUAUACCCAGCCAAUGUGUAUUACAAAUCCCCAAAUGGUAUAUGAUAGGUGAUUAUUGAAGUCUCUCUCUGCUUGGAAUGUAUAAGGUAGUUGACUAUUCUAAAUAGCAGAUGCUAUAAGCAGUUGAAUGCAUGAAUUUAAUCUGGAGCAGAAAGUGUGAGCAGGAUGUCCCUAUAGUACAGAUCUUUUAAUUGCUCUCACAGAUGGGAUUGUUAAAAAUAGUCACUCAGAUAAAUUCCAAAAGAACAUUUUCUAUUUAAAGUGGUCUAUCUGGGUGGCUUAAUAACGACAAGUAUGCUCAUGUUACAAUUCUGAAUGGGAGCUGGGAAGGGAGACAAAUGUAACUUUUGCCUCACGUAACAUAAUGUUAACAAUAUGAACAUUUCCCCGGAAAGCUAAUUCUUUAGUUGUUGGAUUGGCAGAAAAGACACUUGAUUUUCAGCACUUAGUUGAAGCAGUUAGAUAAAGUGUUUUGCAAUGGAACAAUAUGCAAAACAAUUUUUGAUAUCUGCUAAUGUUGAAUCUGGAAAAGUUAUGAUUUGUGGGUUGGGGCAAGUAGCAAAACUGUUGGCUACUUGGAAUUUUUUUUCUGUUGGUGACCUAUAAUAACUUGGCAAGAUUUUAACAUUGAACUGUCUGGAAAUAGACAAUAUUAUUAACUGCAAAGUCCUUAUUAAAUAACUACAGGCAUACACCACUCUUAACAUACUCAGAUUCAGUUUUUGUGGACAUUUAUGAGCAGCAUUCAAAAUUAGCCAGGAACCAGGUGCAUUUUGUGACUGGGAAUGGCCUGAUUGCAAGCAAUUUGAGAAGUCUUGGUGCUGCGUAUGGUGACUGAGAUUCAAGGUUAAAAUUGCUGCUGCUAGAAAUAUCUUCCUGCCUGACUUCAAAGUAAGAUCGCUGGCUGCUGCCUUCCAUGCUGCUUUGCCUCACCUCGCCUCCCCACCCCAAAAUGAGAUCUCUGCUAGAUCACUGGCUGCUGCCUUCCAUAUGCCUCUUUUCUUCCCCCUUUACAUAAUAAUGCUGGUAUUUGUAAAUAUUAAUUAUUCAACUGGCUUAUGGUUUUGGCCACAAUUAGAGGGGUUGAGCCCCAUUCAUGUUUGUGGUGUUCAGUUAAGAAUUGCCAUUAAAAAUGUGAUACUAACAAUGUGUCACUGGUGUGAAUUGUGCAUUAGUUCAUGCAUUUCAAACGAAUUAAUAAAAAGUGCUGCUACGUUUGGGGAGGGGCGGUGUGUGGCUAGCCAUUCUGUUUUUGCACCCGCAACAGAGGUUCCAUGUGGGAAAUAGCUUUUCUAUCCCAGUUUCUAACACUGGUUAUGAGGUUUUAAUAUGUUCUUAUAAAAUGCCAAAAAUGUCACUAUGUUCAGCUAAUAGCAGUUACUUUGUUAGCAAGUCAUGCACUACAUUUUUCUUUUAUAAGUACAAAUAGGAGGCUUUGAGGACAAUUGGAUGCCAGAGUUGUUGUAGUAACUAUGAAUAUAUCCAGUUGUAGUUAUGAACGCAUCUAGCCAAACAGUGGCUAAUUGUUGUGGGAGGGAUAGAAGUUAAUUUCCAAAGAAGUGAUUCUGAUCUGUCUUGUCAACUGCUUAAUCACUAACUAUAAGAAUUACGCUUUUGGGUUUUAGGCUGCUUGCUCUAAAAUGACACAGGAUGCAGCCUGCCUGUUUUUUAUAUGAGAAAAGGAUCUCUCUAUGAUUAUGAAAAGAGGUUCUUAUCGAACUAUCCCCAAGUGAACCUCUUGUCUUAAAACAUUAAAACUAUCCUUGUCUUUUCCAAAUUGUAACAAAACACAUUUGCAAGGAUAUGAAAUGAAAUGAAGUAGAGGGCAUUGGUUUGUAGAUUGCAUUUGAAAGUGAUGUUUUGCAGGCUGCUCCCCUUGUUGCAACAGCAUCUGGUAAUGUCAGUAAAUGAACAAAGAUUGUUUGCCUAACAGUAUAAACGAGAAAAUUGGAGGGUGGCAAUUUGGCCAACCACAAUAGUAAAAGCAACAGCUUGUGUGCCCUCUAAUCUCAGUGUUUAUUUCUUGCAGGAAAGAAAUGCUGAAAAUGCCAUUGAAGCUCUUAAAGAAUAUGAACCUGAAAUGGGUAAAGUGUAUAGACAAGACAGAAAAAGUGUACAAAGGAUAAAAGCAAGAGACUUGGUUCCAGGUGAUAUCGUGGAAGUAGCUGGUAAGAUGCUUUAUAUGCUACAACAUUAUGGGUCUUUUUAGUUCUUACAAAUUGAUUUGCUGUUAAGACAAAGAGUGAUAAAAAAAAUUAAAAAAUAAAUAUACUCAAAAACAGUUUUAAACAUUGUAAAAGGCUGUGAACUCAGGGUUGCCAGGAACAGCAUCUUUCAGCCAUCAAAUGCUAGGGUAAACAGGAACAUUUAAAAAUAUCUCCUGAUAGUCAGUAAGGAGGGAGACAGGUGCACCUCACUAGGGAAUGCCUGCAACUUAUGUAGGGGUUAUAUUCCAGGGAUUGCGCCUAAAGCCAAAAAUCAUGUAUAAUCAUAGCACAUUGGGUUCAUUGGUGGGUGGGAUUGCCAAGGUCAUUUUCUGGGACCCCCUUUCCUUUCUGCCCACCUUUUAAAAAAAAUUAGUGUGCAUAAAGCUGAAUGCACACAAGUUAAAUUUGUGUAAGUUGUGGGCUUUACUGCCUUUCCUCAUCGACCUCUUUACUGUGAGGGGAGAAAAACUGCUUACUUCUAGAGGUGCAAAUUAGCUGUUACAACAGCUGAACUGACAUGAAGUGACCUACAACAGAAUAAUGUCUUGUGUAACCAGUCACCUGCCUGUCAGUCAUCUGAUGUCAAUCACCUGACAUAAUUAAGACAUCUGUCAAAGUUGACCUGGGGUAUGGGGGAAAGUUGCCCAGCACUUCCCAGAUGCCUGACAGAGAGGGUAUUUGGGAAGUGGUGUGCAAGUGCCUUUGCAGGCUUUGCCAAUUGGCAGUGCCUUCAAAGCCCCUUUUUCUAAGCCACCAUUACAUACCCCACACCUGGUUUCAUAUAUGAUGGCAGAUGGGCAUGACUUGUCUGAAACUACCUUAUGGACCAAAUGGGAAGGAUUGGCCGGCCAAAGUCAUGUUUACUUGCGUCUUGACUUCCUGCAUCAAGCUUCCCUCCCUGUGGCAUUAUGGUGUUGUCUCUACUGGGGGUGGCUUUCUUCCACCUUCCACUUCUUACUGUUGCAGUGUAUUGUUUAGGUAUGUGUUCGUGUUAAGAUUUGCAUAGAUGUUUAACUUCUUUAUUGUCAAAUUCAGAGAGCAGCUAUAUUGGAUUGAUGUGGCAAAAACAAAGAACCCUGCUAGAUGAGCAUUUUGUAGGUAGAGCACUCCUUGCCAUAUGGUUUAAUGAGCAAUUUAGGUCUAGAAAUGUGUGCACUUAAUAGAAACAUGGUACAAGCUUCCUGACUUGAAUCCAAUUUUGGAUAGCCUAUUCCCUCUCCUCCACAAAGUUCAAGUAUUUGUUACUCAGUUUCAGCUUCAAUUCCUCUGACAUGAGUUUAAGAGAAAUGGAUGGCUUAAUUUUGUUUGAAUGUAUAUCUAAUACAUAGAUCUUGGGCAGUUCAUUUUUCACAAGUUCAAGUUUAACAUGUCCAAAAACAAACUACUUAUAGUUCACAUUUCUCCCUUUACAAAAUUGAACUAGUUCAGUUUGGUUAUACUGUAUACAAGUUCAUCCAAAUGAUCCAUGGCAAAAAAUUUUCAGCAUACAUAAUGAGUUGUACUAAUAUUUAUGCCCUCAGGCUUAAAAUCUAAUGUUUUCAUGUAUGUGUUGGGUUUAUAUACCACCUUUUCUGUAAGGAGCUCAAGGUGGCAUGCAUGGUUCAUCCCCUUCUUGAUUUUAUUCUCACAUCGACUCUGUGUGGUAUGAGAAAAAGUAACUGUCCCAAGAUCACCCAGUGAGCUUCUUGACUGAGUGGGGAUUUGAACCCAGGUCUCCCUGGUCCAGUGCUAACCACUACACCACACUGGUGUAAGCAACACUGGAGCAGCUGCUCUUUCACUGCUGAUACAUGAAGCCAAGUCUCCCUGUCUGGAGUGGCCCUUGGUCAAUGGAUUGGGCCAGGCUGUGUGUCCCUUUAGCACUUGCAAUCCCAGAGUAACUGGCAGUUGGAGUAGAGUGAACUUUCUGGCAGAGAGGAGGAAAGACUGUUAUUUCACAGGCUGAUGGAUGUUGCCAGCUUGGUUUCCCCCUUAUUGUGAUAUUCUUCUUGGGAAGCAUGGGGUGUAACCACCCAGUGACCCAUGGUCUCCUGAUUUAUUUUUGUGGUAGAUCAUUGUGUUGGGUUUGCUCCUGAAAUAGAAACCUGAGUUCCAAAAUGCAUUGAACUAUGCUGAAUCUUCAUAGUUGGCACUUUCGAGAAUAAGUUUAUUUCUGUUCUUCCCUCCUGGCUUUUACAUUGGGUAUAAAUACCUUCCUGCUAACAUUUCACUCUUGAGGUCCAUUUGUGUGUGUACUGAAGGACAUUGAAUAUGUGUAUCUAGCAUAUAACUUGUACUACAUAUCAUACUGAUAUUGCAGUGAUAGAUGACAAAAGUUAUAUAAUAGGUGUACUUGAUCUUUUUAGUUCAAAUUACUGUCCUUAAUAAAAAAUAUUAAUACUAUGUGGAUUGAAUUAUUUCGUGGUCAAGCUGAUGUGCAGAUAACUAAUAAUUCGCAGAUUUGCAAUAAUGCCAUUCUUACCCUUGGAAAGACUAAACUUAAUUUUUGGAAUGACUUUUCAAUUAACUUGAAUAGACUGUGCUGUGAAAUGUAAUCCAGUCACUGUAAGUGACUAUAGCCAAGCUAAAAUUUCAGGGUGGGUGGCAAGAGUACAUACACUAUGUUCCACAGCUAGUGUCAAAACCUGGAGGUGAGAGAAACUGUGUGCAUGCCUCUGUCAUAAGUGUAAGCAUAUUGGAUGGCCUUUGACAUGGUGCCUGCAGAAACAGGACCAUGUAGGGAAGCGACAAAGCACUUGAUGCGGGGAUGCAUAUCUGGGUAUGGAAUUUUAGGCAGUGUGCCAGUGACAUUGCAUUGCAGGCACCAGUGACUGUCAUGAAUAACCAGGUGGCAGUUACCUCUCAGAUAUCAGUGCUGUCUAAUGUUCAUGGAUGUUUUAGGAUAGGUGGGGGUUUUUUUUAAGCAAAGAAGGCAUUGAGGCACAGUCACUGGCCCUUAAAUAAGUGUCCUUUUUGUCAACACAACUUGUUUUGGGGGGCGAGUUGCUUUUCCAACAGCCAUAUCUUGCCUGGAAAAACAUUAAGCAAACGCCGAGCUUUCAAAGUAUGUAAAGUACUUGUUAGAUGAUGAAUUAAUAAGUACAAUGUUGUAGGAAGUUGUGGUUACACUGGAGCUUGUAAUUAUUAAAUAUAGGUUGUUUCCCUUCAAAGGAUAUUGCUUACAGCUUAACAAUGGAAUAUGCAUAAUAAUAACAACCACAAACAGAACAGGUAGAAUGUGCCAAUUAGCCACCUUCGUGCUUUUGCUGCCACUUGUAAAUGUGGGAUUAAUAAGGUUGCCUUCACUAGGAGGCUGGUCACUUCACAGGGAUAAAUGCUGCUGCCUUUUGAGGGGAUUUUAUAUACAGUGCCACCAUGCGUUACCUGAAACUACCUGGUUGUAGCAAGUUGAUGCUAUUGCUUACUGGUAAAAUAACUAUACCUGCCAUUUGUGGGUAGUUUUUGCGGCUGUAAGUUGCUGAUGAAGAUUUGAGCAAAGAUGCUCUUAAUGGAUCAAGACUACUGAAGAAAGAGAGGUAGUAGAGGAACCAGCAUAGGAACCAAAAUACAACAGACAUUGCAGUCAAACAAUAGACACAUAUUUUGAAACUUCUCAGCAUCUUUUACAAGUGAAUUUGCUGGGGGAGUGACUGUUGAGGACAUAUCUAAUUAGAACUUGUGAUAAUCACCUUUUUCUAAGAAAAGAUUCUGUUCAGAUGGGAGACUUUACUGUAAUACUGCUUUAUCACAGUGUAUGAAGAUCAGCUAUCAAUAAGAAGCUUAUUUUGAAAAGUAGAAAAUAAUGUUCUCGCAGUAUAAACCUUUAGGAACUUUCACUAACCUCCACAGGGUUCUAGGUGUUGUUAAACAAUCACAAUGUACCGUAGUUUGGUAACCUACAUAUGACAACCAAAGAAUACCCAGUUUUUCCUCAAAUGACUUUGUAUCUUACUCAUCUGAUUCAGAUUUUUACUGGGGAGAAUCAACUUCUAGGAAUUUUUUUUAUUAAUCUGCAGUUGUUUGUUUUAAGCUUUAUUAAUCAAUUGUACUAAAGUAAAGGUACUUACUUACUGCUUCUUCUGAAACUACUGCGUGCUUACAGAACUGAUGCCUGCUUUUUGCGGGUGGGGGAGAGGCACAUUCAUGCAGUUUUCAAUUAUUAGUAUUCCCUUAUUCCUUACACUUUGGUCAUGCUCUAUACCUCAUGCUCUAUAGUUCCAUAGUAUGUGUGUUUCUGAAAAGGAACUGGUAUCAGUUUUGUGUUGGAUAACAUAGAAACUUGCGUAUAGUUCAAGCACACAGUUCACAUACUGUAACUGUUUUAAAUUAAGUGUUCAAGUCCUGUAUAAUACACAUCAGUUUUGUGUGAUAGUCUUCUAAAUUUUUAUAGGUAGAAGAGUACAGGCAGUAUGUACUCACAGACUAUAGAAACCUUGCAUAUUGAGGAGCACUGCUGAAGUACCACUAUUUCCUCCUUUCAUUACCUGAAUAAUCCAGUAGUUUGAAUGUUCCUGCUUAGCUUGGCAUGCUUGCCAGAAUCCUCUAACAUGGCAAAAAGUGAAUGUUGAUGGUCUUCCUUUCCAGACACUUGAGCAGAGAGGCUGCAUUUCUGCCACUAGUUAUGUUGACUGCACUGCUACUGCUGUUUUGUGAAUUGCUUUUCUUGUAUUUGCUAAAGCCUACGCAUUUAGCUAUUGCUAUAAUUAAGGUCUCCUAAUUAUUUUCAACUAAUCAGUUUACUACACUAUAUUCAGACAGUCAUAAUUAUCUCUAUUGGAAAAAUCCAGAGUAGCAGCAUUUAUAAAGAAGGGUAGGGAGUUUACUAAUGUUCAGAGUACUACUGCAAGAAUUGAUCAGUGAGUGAUUUUUUCAUUAGCUUGCUGAAGCCUCUGGCUUUUUUUAACCCAUUCAUUUCCCAACAGACUUUCUAUGAGCACCUCUGAUGUCAUAGUCCUUAAGUAAGCCUGAGCAGGAAUUUGCUGGUGUCUGGCCAGGGUCAAAUUGCUAAUUGUGUGUUCUCUAAGCAAAUGAUGGGGAAGUUGAAGAGCAAAUAACAACAAUGUGCUUGGCUAUUAAAAGCUGUCUUCUUUGAUUUUUCCAGAGUUGUUUCAUUGGGCAAACUUUCAGCCAGUUUUGUUGGUGGUUGUGCUCAUGGAAAAGAUUGGGGGGUCCAUAGAAUCCAUAAACCUUUUAAUCAUGAGUUUAGUUGACUUCGAAAGAGAAACAAAUUAGAUAACGAAGAGUAGAAUUUAUAAACUAGGUAUUAAAAGAAGAAGAGAAUGUUACUAAUUUGGAAUUAUGGGUUGGCAGAGGAUAUUAAAUAAGAAUCUAUGCAAUUCUUUCCACAGAGCAUCUCAAAAGUGAUUUUGCAAUACAGUAGAAACAUAUGUAGAAUUUUAAAUCCCAUGCAGAUACUGAUUGAGAUAAAAGUCUCCACUUUGGAAAGCUUUUUGAAAGGGGAAGUCUUCAACAUAUGGCAAAAAGACUACAGUGGAGCUUUCCAAACUGUGUUGCGACAUGUUAGUGUGUCAGCUGCAGUGUGUAGGUGUGUUGCGCAAAUGCUCACCGUGCUCCUUCCAGGGCUGGAAAGGGGUUAGUUUAACCUCCGGUUGGCUAUUAAAACUGAAUUGCUGUGUCAUGAAAUGAUGCAUGUCUAUAAAGUGUGUCACCAACAUGAAAAGUUUGGAAAUCUGGACUGUAAGAUAUGGGACUUUGAACUCUGAUUCAUCUAGGGAUGCCAUUACACAUUGCUGGUUCAGGUCAGAUCUGUAACGCCCCCAAACAUACAAAAUUUUAGCAGGUUGCAGAAGAGUGUGCUUCUGGAUAGCUUAAUAUUUUAUAACAUUUAAUCACUGUAUUACAGAAUAGCUAACAUUCAUAAGGGCUUUUUCAUAAAUACCAAUAUCUGAAUAUUGUCUGGAUAAGGUAUGUAGCUCCCUGCAAAGUAAAGUAGAGCAGUCUUUGAAAACUCUGAUUCCAGGUUUAUUUAAGAAUCCUAUCCUUUAUAAAUGUCUACAUUUGUAUGGCAAAGGUCUAGUAUCUAUACUGAAGUGGUUGAAAGAACAAAUUUGAGAGCACUCAACAGUUCAUCUGAAAUUCUCCUUCUGGAGAAACCUCUCACUAAAGUUAAGCCAAUUUGUGUUAUGAAAGAGCCAUUUUCCCUAGUAAAAACUGGAUAUUGUUUUGUGCCAUCUCUCCUAUCAUCCCCUUUCCAUCACCACUGUUACUUUUUAUUUGGACAGACACUGUUCAGCUGUUUAUGGUGUGUGUAGUCCAAAAGUAAUAUAUGUAUUUAGCAAGUUUCUCUCUCUGGAUUCCCUUUAUUCAAGUUUUUACUGGUACCAUUAUCUUUCUUGCUCUGAACCAGUGAUGUGGUAUGGACAAUUUUCCAAAACAGAACCUUUCCUAUUUCAUAAGUUCAAUAGUAACAAUGAACUGAUGCCUAUUAUGAAUAUAUUUGUUAGGCUAGCUUGGCAGUUUCAAGGUUGUUAGCAUCUCUUACUACUUUUGUUAUCUUGUAACGGUCAGGGGUCCCUUUACCAUUAAUUAUGUAUUUAUUUCAUGUUGUAGGCUGUCUUGAGCAUGGCUUGAAUUAUGGAAAGGCAGCAUACAAGUAACAUGUAUCUAUGUACCAAAUACAAGUAAAAUAAUUGUGGCAAAUUAGAGCAUUCUGUAGGGCACCAUAACAUUUUCCAAUGCAAACUGAUGUAAUUUUUUCUAAUUUGCAUAGCAUUUUUCUGGAAAACCACAUCACUGUGUGGGAAGUGGGUACAUUUGAGCAAGAAUGACAUGCUCAAGGCUCCAUCCAGUAAACUGCAUGGGGGGCAGUGUGUGACUGGAUGAGUAAUUCAUAUAAUGGGAAUAUAAACCUACAUUAGCAUAUAUGGCUGAGGCAAAAAUCUAUAAAUUAAAUAGAUGCUUAGUUCAUAUUUUGCUGUGUUCAAAGGUUUGCUUUCACUUUAUGCAAUCAGGAGAAUAGAAUGCUGUCACAUGCCAGUAGUGUAUCUUAAGUUAGGGGAUAAGACAAAGUUUAGAAAUAUUUAUUAACCCAUUUUUUUUUCUUCCUUAUGAAUUGUUUAGAUGGUACAGAACUCUGGGAAGGUGCUAGGCUUUGAAGUGUGGGAAAUAAGAUUGCAAAAUAGCCCCCCCCCCCCCAGUUACUGGAAUGUCAAACUUUUGUCCUGUACUUUGGCAUUGGAACGGUCACUGUGUCUCUCUAUGUGCUACCCGAACUUAAUUGUUCACUUUGGAUAGUUAAGCAAACUUCAGAACAAUGAAACUUCAGCUUGGUUGCUAUCCUUGCUGCUUAAAACAAUUGGCCGCAAUUACUGGGAAUAAGUAUACAUUUUGUACAGGGAAUUUACUGAAGCCACAAUAAUUUUGUUCUUAUUUGGGCUCAUCAACUUUUGACUGUCAUAACUUUUACGGAAGAAUUGUUAAUAAGAUUUCAGAACACGCUGUUGAGGAACAAAUAAAUAAAUAGUGGUGCUUUUUCUAAAUACUCUGCUGAAAGGCAAUGAGCUGUGGUGUUCACUUGGCUGUGUUGAAAGCAAAGUUUGUUAGAAUAAUAUUUCAGUGCUUUCUUCCAGUAGUCCUUACAACCAUUUUUAGCAGUUGUGUGUAGGCUGAUCUAUAUACAUUUCAGCAAAGAGAUCCAUUAUUUUAAUAUGCCUUUGCCAAGUGGGGCAGUACAUUUGAGAUGCUCAGCUGUUGAAAGCCCAGCAACCGUGUGUGCCUUUACAGAUUGAUGAACUUUCUCCUGCAUUGUGCUGAGUCUUAGCCUGCUGUAUGGUGGAAUUGUGAUAGAUGAAAAAGCAGCUGCUCUCAUGUAUCUACAUAUAAACCUCGUCACAACACCAGGGGACUGCAUUCAAAUAGUUUGCCCAUUUUUGGCCUUGGUCAUUGUUUUGUACUAUUUUCUCUUCACUGCUGAAGGGCACAGCGAAUUUGGUUUUCAUGUUGUAAUGACAGAGCAGAAAAGAAAAAGUCUAGCUGGCUUAUUGGCCUCUUUAUUCUAAAUAGAGAGUGGUGUUAGUUACCUACCUAAGACUCUGCCCAAGAGAACACUAUAAUUUUAACCUCGUGAGAAAUGUUGCAGAAAUAGUUUUUCUAAAAGAGUAUAAAGCUACAAAUAAUAUGUGCUUAAUCCUCUGGUAUGGUGUUUGUACAUCAAUGACCUAGCACAUAGAAGUGGCAGACCUACCGGCAGACCUAACUUCCUCACAGCGUCAUUCUCUCCCUCAUGCACGAUUGCUGCCAGUUGCAUAAGCAGUUCCUGUAGGAAUUAGCAUUUAGUCUGUGCAUCCCUACAGUAAAACUAGAGGGACUAUUGUGUAACAAGUCCACAUAUUCUGGCAGGAUUAGUAAUUACUGGCUGAUGAUGCAAGUAUUUUCAGUACCCUGUUUUAGGGUUUUUGUCAUGUGUUGGCAAAAUAGCGUUUUAUUAGUUCUUCCUUCGUGUGUGUGUGUGUGUGCUACUUUAGAAAUGCUUAUUAGAUGAAAUGUAGGCUAGUGCAAAAGAUGUUGGAUAUGGCAAUUUCCUGUCCAACAUUAAAGAGCUAUGCUGGUCAAACUCAAAGACUGAGGUCCUAGGGGGAACAUCAGACACCCAUGUCAUAGUGCACACUCUUUAAAAUAUUAUCAGUUUCAAAAGUUGUUUGCACUGAUAUUUGAGAAACCCCAAGUCCUAUUGACUGUUCAAAACCAGUCGGAUAGUAUGGAUUCUCCCAAUUGUCAACAUCUUAAUGGGCAGAUGGAGAAUUCUCUGAGAAUGUACAAUAAUGAUGUUAACCGAAAUAGAUACUUCAUUAAAGGUAACAGGGUUUAAACUACAUGAGGAGAAAUUUCACAUAGCAAAAUGUUCCUAUAAACACUUGGACAAUGAGAUACACUUCCAAAAUAGGUUAUGGAAUUUCUAAUUGUGGGAAGCUCUGAAAAAUGGGUUAGCUUCCCUCAUUUCAAAAGUGAAGUGAGAGAUAUUUUGAAUAAAUGUAUGGUUGAUGUUUGCUUUUUCUGGUACUACUUGAAAAAUAUUUGCAUUCAUUAACAUCUGGUCAAACUCAAAUACUCUCCUCUUAAUCCACAGUUGGUGACAAGGUUCCUGCUGACAUAAGAAUUACUUCUAUAAAAUCGACAACUCUGAGGGUAGACCAGUCAAUUCUCACAGGUAAGUGUUUCUUGGCAGUAAUGAUCAGAAAAUCUAUUGGUUUUAAAAACAAAUGGGAAACUGUCCUGAUUACAGCAGCAACCUCAGUUUUUAACAGAACUCUUAGGCAUCAUUGUGGUGAAUGAGAGCCAUCAGUGUUACACUGGGUGCAUGCCAUACUUACUCAGUGGAUGCCAUUAGUAUAUCUUGGCAUUUGUUCCCUUCCAACUCUGCAAUUCUAUGAUUCUGUUAUUCUUUCUUUAAACUAAAAUAAAGUACCCAAAAUAGGAGGUUUGCUUAGAAGCUGGAGUGAACACAAUCUUAUCUGCUUCAAUAAUCUUAGCAUGAUCUAUUUUAGAAAGGUAUAUUUCUGCUGCGUGGUUGAGUGAAGAACUUCACUCGUGUUUCAGGUUCCUUCUUGUCUGGACCAGGAAUUGUGAUUUAUAACCAACUUCCUUAGAAUCCUGGACAGACUGAGUAGAAGAUAGAAUUCUCGUCUUUCACUGCUCUCCCCUCUGAACCACCAAUACUUUUUUGUUUUCUUUUUUCUUUCCUUCAUAAUUUUUUAUUAGUAACUUGCUUGAAUAGCCAAAUCAGUAUAUGUAUACAUGAGAGCUGUAUAUUGUUUCAUAUGUAAGACAUGGAACAUACAAUUCAGUGACUUGGCAUUGGAGGGGAGGGAACAAUGGAAAUAAAGAUUUAAUGUUGUACCACCCAAUUGGUUUUGAAGCUGACUUGUUAAACUAACCAGAGCUUGUUUUAAACCACAGUCCUUGGUCCAGAUAGCAUGACAAGCUAGAUCCUGGAGGAAAAUGAAAACUAAAUUUCAGCUAAUUCCUUCUUCCUAUGCUGGUGGGGAGGGAGAGUGUACAAGCCCAAGGCUCCUCCUACAUUUGUUCCAGAUCAUGCACAAUGUGCUAAAGUUAAUAAUGGCUUAGUGUUACUUGUGAAUGUUUCCAAAAUCCAAAUGGAAUACAUACUUUUAAUGCGGAAUAUCAGAAUUGAACCUGUGGCAUCUCCAGGGAGGGUUGUGGAAAACUCUUGUUUGAAAUACUGGAGAGGCACUGCUAAUCAGUAAUCAGUGUAGAUGUAACGGAGGUCAGUGGACCAGUGGUUUGACUUGGUAUACAGCAGCUUCCUGUGUUCCCUUAUACAUACUCAAUUGGGUUUAUCUUUUCCUAGUUAAGUCAGCCAUCCAUCUCUCUUCAGAAAGUUAUAUUUCAGCGGAAAUGUUAGAGAGGGAACUCUUUGUACUGUGUCCUAGUUAUGAUUUUUAUUUGCCAGUUUAAAGGCUAGAGUAAUGUGCUUGCUUUGUAGAAUCUAGGUUAGAUUAGAUUCUCAACGGUUCUUGUCCAGAUCACAAAAGGUACAUGAAUAAAAGGCCAAGAGAGAUGUCUACCUGUUGCUUCUUUCUCCUGGUCAAUAGGUCUAACAAGCUUGAAGGGUAUCAUAAUGUAUUUGGUUGUAUAUUUGCAGUAUAACCAAACAAACUGGGUGUCAGGAUUGGAAUAUUUUUCCAGUAAUCUGAUAGCUCAGUCUUUGAGCACAGUUCUGGAGAUCAAAUAAAUGUUGGUUCAAUGAAAAAAUAGGUAUAAAAGGAAAAUUCCUAGAUGCCAAGAUCCAAGUUUUAGGCUAGUACUCUUGGGUGAGAAAACUCCCGCAGAGAUUUAAAAUAAUAAAAUAUGCAGCAAAGUAUAGCAUGGAAAUAUAGGCUGUUCGGCCUUUAAAAUAUGUGCCCUUUAAAGUAAGUUCCAAAGUUCACCUCUUCCUCUAGCAUAGAAAAAGACAACGGGUUUGGUAAGUUAAAAAUGCUUUUCAGACAACAACCGUUUUGCACAAGGGUUACAUUUCUGAUCCCAGUGCAUGUUGGCCUACUCUGCCAUUUUACAGCUCCUGCCCUCUUUUACAGCUACCUCCAGGUCACUGUGGGGUGUGUGUGUGUGUGUGUGUGUGUGUGUACAGUUGUGCAUCAACUGGAUGUGUGUAAAUUGGUCAUAGCCUGCACUUACAAACUCUCCAGAUUCAUGUGCUUUUCCAUACAGCAUUCAGAAAAGGUUGCACAGGCAGUAAAACUUGGCUUUAGUUAAAGUGGAGAAGGUUCCUAAAUUAUUGGUAUAGGAACUCUAGAGUGGCUUGUAAGAGCCAUGCGGUUUGGUUUGCACCAACCAGUACAACCAACUGCACCAACUCACGUUGAGCCUCUCUGGUAGACUGGAGGGGAACAGAGGCUUGAUUAUCUAGUUUCACAAGGUGUGCUAAUUCACAAGGUGUGCUAAGCCUGGCGUGAUGGUUUACUCUAGGGUCUUAAAUGUUUCGUGCAUUAAUUAGACCAGAUUGGUGGGGUAUUAUUGUUGUUGUUGUUGUUGUUGUUGUUGUUGUUGUUAGUGUUGGUUAUAUGAGGCUGGCUAUCCCACAGUAAAUACAUACUCACUUAAUUGGGCCCACGUAUCAUAAGGCCUGUGGAUUGAUUGUGGCCCCCUCGUUUAUAUGCAGAUCCCUGGAGGCAUUCGAAGUCUGUUGGCCAUCUGUCUGUUCCCCUCAUGUUCUUGGAAAGUGUGAAUGGGUACUGGGAGAAAGCCUCCAAUGCAAAUUCUCCAUUUUUCCUCCUCCAAUUUGAUUCAGAGGCACUUGGUAUAGGAAGAAAUUACCUUUAUGUCAAAAUCAGACACAAAAUCUAAAUUAGAAACUGGUUUCUGAUCAACUGACUUGCCUUUUUUUGGUAUAUAUGGAAGCUUCUUACAUGUCCAGGCUUUGUAAAUAUUUCUCUAUUUACAUAUGUUGAAUGUCUUUCUCUAACUCUUAAUUGGAGGAUUUUCUUUUAACUUACCUAGACUAUCUGUUAUUGCCUGGUUUUCUCCUGGCAAUUAUUUGCAUCAAAACUAUUUUCAGGUGGUGUUGGUUUUUUAAUGGCUACAGUAGGGUUGCCAUAUUUCAAAAAGUGAAAAUCCGGACACAGAAGUUGUUGAACUUUUUUUUUUUUUUUUUUUUGCAAAAUCUAAAAAAAAAAAAUGUUUUCAAGAUAUUUUUAAGGAAAUUUGUCAAAAUCUAGACUUCUGAAACAGGUUGACAUAUCUCCAGAUUUUCCUGGACAUCUGAGCAUGAUUUCCAUCCAGACACUGUUUACGACUGCCGUAUUCUGGCUAUGUCCGGAAAAUUCCAGGUGUAUGGUAACCCUAGGUUACAGCUUUAGCGUAGUGGCUUUUUCUAUUAAAAAAUGCUUUUCAUCUAUGUAAACCUUGUAUUAUGAUGUAAUGGCUUUCACAGGUGAUGUUCUGCAGAUGCAAAAAGGUGGGAAAUGGAGGCAUUAAUGUCUUACUAAAGCUGUAACCUUCAUCUAGGUGAAUCUGUGUCUGUAAUUAAGCACACGGACCCUGUGCCUGAUCCUCGUGCAGUGAACCAAGACAAGAAGAACAUGCUCUUUUCUGUGAGUAAAUUGGGGGGAGGGGAUCUGUUUGUGCGUACUGAUUAUUAAAGGAUUGUUCUGCUGUUUCUUGACUUACUUCCUAUGGGUUCCCUCCCCCCCCCCAUGAGCCAUCACUCAUUUUGUUUAGGGCAGUUCAUGUGUAAAGAAUUAAGAAUAUCUUGGACAUCUAAAUGGUAACCUUGUAUGGAACUAAAUGAGCCUUAAAAAACCUGAUGCAUAUAAACACAUUGUCUCUUCAAUCAUGGUAAACAUUGUUUAGCUACACUUGUACAUGCAAGGCAAAAAUGAAGAGCAGUAAAACAAGAAACCAUUGGAAACACACAGUUGCCCAGGGGACGUGUUGGGCUUGUAAUCCUAGGUUUUCAGGGUACAUGUUUGAAAGGCAAGUGUGAGGGCUAUGGUUAUAAAGCAAGGUGUUUCUGUCAUCUACCAGUUCCUGCUAAGUGUUUUUUUGUAACUGGAAUGCUAUUUAUUAAGAGAGCUUAUCUUCCAAGUUUCACUGAUACCCCAGUUUCUUUUUUUAAAUCUCCUGUAAUGUGCCUGGCAGAAAAGCUUAGAAAAAGGGCUCAGCUUCUUUUUCAUCUCUUCCAAGUCAGUUGCCACAUUUGACCAUAGGACGUCCUGUUCUUUGUUGCAUUUGUUGGAUGAGCGUCACUUGAAGAUGCAAAAAGUGUGCUUGACCACAUGUCUGCCCAACUCUUGCCCAUACUGGCAAGGCUGGUCUAAGGAAGUAGUCAAUGCUUCUUUGUGGGAAGGAGUAGUACAAUUGCAUUCUUCAAGAGAAUGAAUGUGAGGCCUUUGAUGGAUUUAAGAAAACAGUAGGUGAAUGCUUUCUUGCAUUCAAGCUCCCUCUACCCCAAGGUCACCCUGCAGGAGGCCAUGAUUUCAUCUGCAAAGGAACCUUCAUCUGGGAUCUCCCUCCCACAAAGAAGCAUUGACCACUACCAAGACCUGCUCAGUCUUUUUUUUUCAGAAGAUUGGUAAACUCUUGUUUCAGUGGGCCUCUGAGAAGUGCAGCCUUACUGGUUGUUAAGCAGGCACAUGUUUUUCGGUGUUUGUGGAAUCUUUGGAAGGGAGGUUCUUGGUAAACUGCUGCUGCUCAUUUGUCACUUCUAUAAAGAUUGCUUCAGUAAUCACUUUUACUUGAUGCAUCUGUUUGGUUGGUGAUUUUAAUUUGAUGGUAGCUACCUUCAGAACUCCAUAGAGUACAGCUCGCCCAGUGUAUAACUGGCCAAUAAAUACUUAGAGGCCAUGGGCAAAGCCAUCUGCCUCCUUGGAAUGGGAGUAGUAAUGAAUCCAUCCAUGACUAGUGAGAAGAUACACAAGAGAGGGAUUAAAUUCUUACAAUAUUGGACACUCACUGUGAUUGUUUUUUUCAAAGCUGACCAAACUAGAGAGAGAGAGUAAUUUAUGGUCAUAGUAGGGCACGUAGUACAUACAAAUACACAUAAAAUACACAUAAAAUAGGCCUGUGUAUAUAAAAACCCAGUUCAAAGACAGAAUGAAAUCUGAAGUAACUUCCAGAAUGCUGAUAGCUGCAUUCAUGUAUUUUAUGUUGCUGUUAACUCGAAUUAGCCAAAAUAAGACUACAAACCUUGCAGUUUGGCUAUAAGGUAUUGGUGGAAAAUAGUAUCUGAAAAAGCAUAACCUAGCUUUAUGUGCUAGUGAUUAACCACAGUUCUCCAAUUCCCUUUUAACUUCUUGAUUUAGGGUACAAACAUUGCUGCAGGGAAAGCUAUGGGUGUGGUUGUGGCAACUGGCGUGAACACCGAAAUUGGCAAAAUUCGUGAUGAAAUGGUGGCUACUGAGCAGGAGAGGACCCCGCUUCAGCAGAAGCUGGACGAGUUUGGAGAGCAGCUGUCAAAGGUCAUCUCCCUGAUAUGCAUUGCGGUGUGGAUAAUCAACAUUGGUCACUUCAAUGAUCCUGUGCAUGGUGGCUCCUGGAUUCGGGGUGCCAUCUACUAUUUCAAAAUUGCUGUGGCACUUGCUGUGGCUGCAAUCCCAGAGGGCCUGCCUGCUGUCAUUACCACUUGCUUGGCUCUGGGUACUCGCCGAAUGGCAAAGAAGAAUGCUAUUGUUCGAAGCCUGCCAUCUGUGGAAACCCUGGGCUGCACUUCCGUGAUCUGUUCAGACAAGACUGGAACUCUUACCACCAACCAGAUGUCAGUUUGCAGGGUAUGGUCAAUUCACUUAUCUAGUUUCUUCUUAACUUAUGUAAUUUGUCUGGGUUUCUGUCAGAACUAUGAAAUAGGCCGGUUUUAGUGUCAGAACAGCUCUGUCACCAAAGCCUGCUUCUAAACCUUUAUUUUAUUAAAAUGUGAUUGCAGAUGCUUUAUCAGCAGAAAAGAUAAUUUAAGUUAAUUAGAAGGAUAGUGCUUACCUCUUUGUAACUUGAAUAUUACUCUGUACAGUGGUGCCUCGCAAGACGAAAUUAAUUCGUUCCGCGAGUUUUGUCGUCUUGCGAUUUUUUUCGUCUUGCGAAGUAUGGUGUCGGAAAAGUUUUGGAAAAGCUUCAAAAAUCACCAAAGUCUUCAAAAACCUCAAAAAAGGCUACCACACCGCGUGCUAUGAGUUGCUCCUCGAAGUCAAGUCGCAACUGUAUUAACGGUGUUAAGAAAAAGGAAACAAACUUGCAAGACGUUUCCGUCUUGCGAAGCAAGCCCAUAGGGAAAAUCGUCUUGCGAAGCAGCUCAAAAAACAAAAAACCCUUUCGUUUUGUGAGUUUUCCGUCUUGCGAGGUACCACUGUACAUAAAGAGAAAAAUACAUGGCUUGGUUUGAGACAAAACUUAACCAAUGCCUAUCCCUUGAAUCUGUUCAGUUCCUGAGCUCAACUCUAGGAGAAAAGGUGCCUUGAGAAUAACUUUCCUUUACCACUGAUGCAGUCUUGAUAGGGUGAAGAUAAAUGUGCCCCAGGAGAGAUGGAAAACGAAAAUAAAACUUUUUGCCAUUUAUAGACUCUUCCCAAGUUGAUGGCUUGGGAAUUAUUCUCCUUGUCACAGGUUUUUUAAUGGGUUUAUUACCCUCUUUAAAACAAAACAAAAACACCUCAAAUUUUGAGUGAACAAAUUCCAUUCUGUAUUAAAUUGCCUAUGAACUUUGAAGAAUGACCCAUGAUUACCAUUUCAUUGAAGGUAGGCCUUGGAGACACAGAAUAGAUAAGACUUAUCCCAUGUUGUCAAACUUCUGUCAGCCUUCUCCACUUUUCUCUAUACCCCACACAUGGGUGGUCCACAGUAUUUGAUAGUAAAUUCAAACUGGAGUAGAUAUGGGAGGCCCUGGUGUAAAAUUUGAUGCAUAAUCUGUUAUUGAGUAGAUUACCAGAGUUACCUCUGAUGCUAGGCACUCUCUGUAGAGUAACCAGCUGUGUGUGUGUGUUUAGAAAGUUGAUGAAUGCUGAUCUAGGUAUUGUCCUGUUAUUUAGCAAUUAUGCCAGUCUCUUUAUUCAGUUGGUUGUGCCUCACUUGUGAUUGAUAUUCUAAGCAGGAACUGAAUAGAAGCACAAAGAAAGAAUUUUAAAUCAAAUUAAGGCACUUUUAUUUGUGAAGGGUAAUUGCUGGAAAGACUUAAGGGGCUAGAGCUUCUCCUGAUUGCAUUACGUGGCUGCAAAUAAUUACAUUCAAAAUUAUUGGGCCAGGGUAAGAUUUCAAAUAAGUAAACAGUAACAGACCUCUUCUUUUUGAAUCUACUUAAUAUUUGUGUGACUGUAACAGACUUUGGUGCCCCUGUUUAACUUGCUGUAUACUUAUUUGUAUUACUUUCCAGUCUUGUCCAGAAUUUUAUGCUGAAGUGUUUGUGCCUGUGGAACACAAAGCAGCUGCUCAUCUGUAUUCUAGAGAAGGUUACUUGCAGAGUAUUGCAUAACUGCCAGUCUCUUAAGAAGUCAGAUGCCAAAAAAACAGAAAGGUUCCUUAGCAUAGGAACAUCAGACUCUUUUGCCUCAGAAAAAGAUUUGUUUUGAAGUAGCAAUAUUGAGCUCUUCAUUCUUUUAGAUCAAAAUAUUUCUCUAAUCCUAUAUAGCUGGGAGAGGGUGUUUUGUUUUUUGUUAGUGUCAAGUCCAUUAGGUAAUGCAGAAAAGCGGUGUCUGUAAGAUUUUGGAAGAAAGCCUUUGCACAUAAAAGCAGUAAAGCAGGAUUUUCCUGUAGAAAAGAGAGAGAGUCUCUCUCUUUCUCUUUAGGAAGUUUUUACAGAAGUAAUCCUUGGAGGUUAUUUUUCUGCAUUAUGGUCUGUUGCCAAAUAUCCAGUCCAAGCCGAUGUGAAUUUACUUGUGUUGCUUAUACACAGCAGGCUUGAAAGGAAAGUAAUUGCAUACAUUUGAAUGGUGGGUGUUCUUUUGAAAAAGGUUUUCCUUAUGGUGGGGUGGUGGUGUUUUUCCUUGGGGAUUGGAGUUCAGUCUUUUGCUCAUCCCUUAUUGGUAAACACUGUCCUCUCUUCCUGCUCCAAUCUCUAUUUAAACUAUAGUGCUCCUUAAAAAAAAAAAAAAUUUCCCCUGCCUCUUCAAGACCCUCGUUCAGUAAAAACCUACCUUGUCAGCAGUGCCGUCUCCCCGGCUCUUUCUCAGUGCUCAUGUUAAUUUCUGAAAAAUUAUCCCCUCCCCAGCAUGCCCCCUAAGUCUUUUCCCUUCACCUUCCUUGUGUUCUGGUCAUGCUAAAUGAACAUUGACUAGCAUAUGCCACAUUUCCAUGUCUGAGGCUGCAUUCCUGUCGCUCCAGGUUCAAAAAGUGGCAUCAGGCUCUGCUUCUGAAGCAUUUGCCUGAUUCUAAAACUCCCCAACACCUGGCAAUGAAGGUGAGUGUUCUGAAGUCAGUAUAGCUGUGCUUACCUGGAGUGGACUAAACAUUAAACUUUGGCUGAUAUAAACUCUUGAUUAAAAUGAAUUCCUGGGAAUAAAAUGAAUUCCUCCAGAAUAUAGAGGCAAAGAUCUAAAGAAAGGUAUGCGGAAGAAGCCCAUAUUAUAAAAAUCCUGAAAAAUAAGUGCUAGUUAAAUGUUAUAAUUAUUAAUGCCACUGAUAUAAAGUCCUGCCUGCACUUCUAUCUUGACGUUCAAGCUUUAAGUUACCUCAGUUGGUUGACUGGAUCUGUACCCUUUUCUGUCUUACAGAUAUUCGUUGUGGACCGAGUGGAAGGAGAUAGCUGUUCUCUGAAUGAAUUUACAGUGACUGGCUCAACAUACGCUCCCAUAGGAGAAGUGUAAGCUUGAUUCUUGCCAGCUGAACCAUUUACAGGUCUGGCUGUGUAUGCACAGCAGCACUUAGGGCUCGAAUUUAACAGCCUGAAAGAGAAGUGGAUAAUGUAAAGCGGAACUGAAGUGCAACCUCUUGAUUUGUAGAUUACCAAUUUAAAACUAAUCUUUUGGAAUAGUUAAUUUUGUGAGGAAAUUGCAGGCUUUCCACAAGGUUAUUGAUAUUUCGCCCAUCUUAGGGAGAAGAGUGUUACUGGUCUCACUUAAUAAGUUAUUUACUGUGAGCACUCCAAGCAUUAUAAAUAUACUCUAGAUCUGUCCUUCAGAAUUACAUUGUUGUCCUAGAAUAUAUUUCUUAUGUGUGCAAUCUUUCAUUAUGAAUACUAUUGUGCAGGCUUGUGUUUAAGCACUUGCCUGGCAGCUUAUGGGGACAAGGAUUUGCAUGCAGGUGAGUGAGUAACCUGGUAUAGAAUGGGUAAAGCACAGUUUCCUCCUUGGAGCCCACCAUCACACACCAGGGUGCUAGAGGAAGGACAGACGUCUCCAUCUGACCUCUACUGGCUCCCAGAAGGCUAGAAUUUAUUAUUAUUGUUGUUGUUGUUAUUUGGCAGGCCUAUAAAAUUACAAGACUGCUAUGCUUUCCCUCCUUCAAACCUUAAUUUCUCCAAAUUGUUCUGAAAUGUUAUGUUUUUUGAAUCUACAUAUCAUAUUACCACUUCUCUUAUGCCUUUGUCUCUGCUUUCCAUAUAAAGAAAUGUGCACACACUAGUGUCUUUUCAGUUCUUCAUAGCUCCAAAGAAAGGCACAGAUUGUUAAUGUUGAGAUGAUGACUGGAAAAGACAUAACAUCUAUUGUCAUUUCCUAGUUGAUGUCUUUGUUUACGUAGAGCCCUUAAGAGGAGCACAUGAGGUGUCAUGAUUCAUCAGUGCGUCAGCAAAGCUAAUUUCCCCCAAGUAGAGAGAAAUCUCAAUUUGUUCAGUCUUUAUAGUCAUUGAUGACAAGCUUUUGAUGUGAAUCAAUCCCAUGAUGGGUCCUUGCUAAAUGUUCUGUGUGUAAUAUUAAUUUCAUUUACCCUUGAACAAAAUUCACUUAGGGCAAAAGUGAAAUACAACAUCUUAAAAACAUGCAGCACACUUGCCUCAUUGAUCAUGGUUCCUUUUCGUAUUUGAGUGGGCAAGGAUGAAUUCUUAAUUAGGACACAGGAACUUUAAAUGCCCAUGUUUUAAAAGACUACCUGUAAAAGUGAGUUCUGCUGUUGAUUCUGACCUUGUAAACAUAAUGCAGCAUGAAAUGUCCAUUCACAUUCAUGUCAAUGUGAUUUAUUUAUCCCAAGCCCAAGCUGCAGGGGGCUUUCCGGAUUUCAGCAUAUGAAGGAUGAGAAUAACAUGAACAUGCCAGAGAGGGAAGGAUCCUAGCCAGUGGUUUACUCUGAUACAGCACAGACAUUGGGACUGAAGUCUCACCAUCUAUUUUUCUCUUGAAUAUUUUUGACAGGCAUAAAGAUGAGAAACUGAUCAAAUGCAGUCAGUAUGAUGGUCUUAUAGAAUUGGCAACAAUCUGUGCCCUUUGCAACGAUUCUUCUCUGGAUUUCAAUGAGGUAAGUAUCUCCUCCUAAUUCAAGAGAGGGAGCAAAGUGGUUGCUGUUGCUCUCCUAUGUUAGAAAGGGCUGCAGCACAAGUGUCAAGGUACAUUCCUCCCAUCCUCUUUGAUUAAGGGUAUUUAUCUGUUCACAGGAACAGAUACUUUUCCUCAAGGGUGUGUUUGUUUAGUCUUUUAUGCACCUCUUUUCCAGCAGUUGUGUCCAAGACGACUUUCUCAGUUGUUUUCGGUUAUUAAAUCUGUACAAAUACAUAGCAAACGAAAUAAAUAAAAGUAUACAGCAAAUGAAAUAACAAUUCAGCAGCAAGAUAUCCAAACCAAGGCCUCAAGUGAAAACAACUAAAAACAGCCACAGACUGAAUCAGAUUUUAAUGUUGCAUCUAAAUAUCAACAAUGUAGGUCUUGACCAGACAUCCCCACUAAGGGAAUUUAAGAAGUGGGGUUGCCACAAUCCAACAUAUUUAUACUUUCCUGAUAGAUGCAUUUCUGACACCUGUAAAAGAAGCCUUGUGUGCAUAUCUACUAUCUAGGUAUUUUCCUGAAUCCUGUGAAAAGUGACUGUGCCUGCACCAGUUAGUUUUUCAUGAUCUGGGAAACGUAUAGUUUUAUCUUGGCGCUGAAGAGCUUUGGUGUUGUAUGAAACAAUGCAUACAUGAAUUCAUACAAAGGACUCAGUGACAGAUAUGAGAGCACCUAAGUCUGAAGCUAAACAGGUGUUAACUUGAACAGCCCCUUGAAUUAGUCUGGAAGCUCCAUUUUACAGCCAAAUGGGGGCUUUGCAUCGAGCGGGAGUGCAGGAGUAAGGAAAAAUAUGGGGAAAGAAGGCCAGAAGAAAGAGGCGCUUGUACACAUGGUUGGUUAUACAAUAUUAGCUUGAAAAAGCACUUCCAUAAUGAGUGCUGGAUGAGAUGCACCUUUAAAAUAGUUAGGCGGAACAGCCAAGGGAAGUGGGCUUUUGAGACAAGGUAGUGUAUUCUUCUAAUUAACAAAUAGGUUUUCUUAUGCUGAGCCUGUGCUGAUAGUCCCCAUACCAACUGCAAAGAAUGUGACUUACACAUACAAAUAAAAGACAGUGACCUUUUUGGUACUGAGCAGGACAGAGGAAGGUAAAACGUUUGGAUAAAGGAGCAUAAAUAAUAGGCAAGGGUUAACAUAGCAGAACAUGCAGGACAGUUAUGCUUCUUUGGGUUGUUUAUGCAAAAGUUGAUCUAGAAGGAAGUAACUUGAUAGAUGCAGUGGGGAGAAAGGUCACAGACAUGAGUGGAAGAAGUCAAAGUGUAAGGCUGCAGAGUGAAUCAAGAGAAAGUAGUAGACUGCCGGGAACGAAACCCUUAGAAACUAGGGCUUGAAGUGUCAUUAGAAAGUAUAGACAAGUAUGAGCAAACACUUGAAAGGGCUGAUGUGGCUUAGACUUAUGUUCUCACUGUGCCAGUCUACUUACUGCUACAAAAUGGGGGCCUCUUAUGGCACUUAAGGUACAAAUGCAAGUCAAGGUAAGCCCCCCCCCCCCCCCCAGGUCUUCGUGCGCUGGAAAAGGAAGCAAUAAUUGAUACAGUACAAAAAUAUAUUUUCAAUAAAAUCCAUUAUUGCAUAAAUAGAUUUUAUUACAAAUUCUGGUUUUGUUUUCAUUUUAAAUAAGAAUUUUUGGAUGUCUGUUAUCAAGAAGACUCCCAAGAUAUGUAAGUGAUAGGCAAACUGUGAUACUAAUCAUGCUAAUAACAUUUUUGUUAAAGGCUAAAGGAGUGUAUGAAAAGGUUGGUGAAGCCACAGAGACUGCCCUCACGUGUCUGGUGGAGAAGAUGAAUGUGUUUGACACAGAGUUGAAAGGACUGUCCAGAAUUGAACGGGCGAACGCUUGCAACUCGGUCAGUACUUCUGAAGUAAUACACAGCAGAGAACCAAGUGAAACUCUUCUCCUUUCAUGCAGGUUCAUUGCACUGCAAUUCUGACUUCUCCAUCUUCCCACCUCCUUCCUGCAGGUGAUAAAGCAACUCAUGAAGAAAGAGUUCACCCUUGAAUUCUCAAGGGAUAGAAAGUCCAUGUCGGUGUACUGCACUCCAAACAAGCCCAGCCGGACUACUAUGAGCAAGAUGUUCGUUAAGGCAAGUAUGCUUCAUGGAAGCAGGCAGUUGUACUCAGCUGCAAGGCAGCAUGGCUCUUGAAGUUGUGCCAGAACAAAAUUGCAGUGGCGUCUCAAAAAAUAAAUCUGUGCUUAGUAGUAUUCGACCCCUGCAGUUGAGUGAGCUGCUUUAAUUUUAUUUUAAUUUUUUCCCCUUGAUGGCUUUGUGGUGUGAAGGCAAGUGAUUGUGAUUCUGAUCUUUCCUGGAAAGCUAAUUGGCUCCCACUUUGUGCUCCUGCAGGGUGCCCCCGAAGGAGUAAUUGACAGGUGUACACACAUCCGCGUUGGAAGCACUAAAGUGCCAUUGACACCAGGAAUUAAGCAGAAGAUCAUGAGCGUCAUCCGAGAGUGGGGCACAGGCCGAGAUACCCUGCGCUGCUUGGCUUUAGCAACACACGACAAUCCACCAAGAAGGGAAGACAUGAAAUUAGAGGAUUCUGCAAAUUUCAUUACUUACGAGGUUGGUUAACUGUCAAAUUGCAGCUUGAGGAGAAUGGCAGACGUUUCCUAAAACAAAGUGAGUUUUGUCUUUGGAUGGAAACACCAAGUGUGCCACUUGAAGCUCCUUGGAGGAAGGGAUGUAGCUGAUGUUAGUUUGUAACAUUUAGCAUCUCCAUCCUAGUACCAUCCUAAUAUAUUGUGCAUUUAUCACUAGGCAUCCUGCGUCGUGUUCAUGCCCUUGCAACUAACACAGCUGGUGAUAAACCCCACCUAAUCCUAGGCUACAAAAAUUUACCUAGGGCUGUCUAGUCUCCAUUCCUUACCUAUAGAAUGGGAACAGUAGCAACUGACCUCUGUGGAUUGUUGGGAAGAUGAACAAAUUAAAACAAAAAUGCUGUACAAGCAGUAAUAGCAGUGCCUUUUUCCUAGAAAAAUAGGUACUCAUCAUGAAGUUGUUACAGUAAGUGCCACACUCUUUAACCAAAAAAAGAGGCUUCAGUACUGCGUACCCUUGAGUACCCCCUCAAAAAAAAAACACCUGACAAGUAAUAGUAUAACAAUGGUAAAAGACAUAUUAGUUCUGUUCAGCAACUUAAGGAUGUGUGCCUUUUACCUUGUUACUGGAAAAUCUGAAUGCUUAAUGAGGUUUAUUCUUGUUUCAGACCAAUUUGACAUUUGUUGGCUGUGUGGGGAUGCUGGAUCCCCCACGAAUUGAAGUGGCAUCAUCCAUAAAGUUAUGCCGGCAAGCUGGUAUUCGUGUGAUUAUGAUAACAGGGGACAACAAGGGGACAGCAGUGGCCAUCUGUCGUCGUAUUGGCAUCUUUGGGGAAGAAGAAGAUGUCACCACGAGAGCCUUUACAGGGCGUGAGUUUGAUGAACUUUCCCUGGCUGCCCAGAGGGACGCUUGCCUAAACGCGCGCUGCUUUGCCCGUGUGGAGCCUUCCCAUAAGUCUAAGAUUGUUGAGUUUCUCCAGUCUUUUGAUGAGAUCACAGCUAUGGUAAGUGUGAGAGGUGGGGCAUUAGAUAGACGGCAACUUCUUGUGUAGAGAAAGAUCUGUGUACUAGUUGAGGGGAGGGGUCUUUAUGCAGUUGCAUUUUACCGAGGUUCCAAACAGUUCUCUCCCAGCAUGAAGGUGCAGAAUAGGCUAGAACAUACAUUAGUCCGCCCUAACUUGCUGCCAAGUUAUCAGAUGAUGAAGAUGGGGCUGUGCCUGGAACCAGUUCUGCUGUAUGCUGGCACAAUGGGCCAUGUCAGUGCCCCCGCUUUUCAAACUUUCUCUUUCAGACUGGAGAUGGUGUAAAUGAUGCCCCAGCACUGAAGAAAGCAGAGAUUGGCAUUGCUAUGGGGUCAGGCACCGCAGUGGCAAAGACAGCUUCAGAAAUGGUGCUGGCUGAUGACAACUUCUCGACCAUUGUAGCAGCUGUGGAAGAAGGACGUGCAAUCUACAAUAACAUGAAACAAUUCAUUCGCUACCUCAUCUCCUCCAAUGUCGGAGAGGUCGUAUGGUAGGUGUGCCAAGCAGACUCAACUCCCCUCAAGAACUGCACAAGUGAACUUUGUUGAUAUAAAUUGAGCAGGACUGGCCUCCUGGGACAAAUUCAAUCCAGAGGUGGCUAACAAGUGACUUAGGGAACCUUUCCCAUCCCCCCUUAAACAGAAGAAAAUGUCAGAGGAUGGAUUUGGAGAGUUCUUAGUGGCAACUCAGCUCUGGACAGUUUGUUAGCAAAGACCAUAGAUAUGCCAAACCAGAGAGCUUUUAAAUGCAAACUAGAGCUUUAAGUGUAACAAUGUAUUCUUUAGAACCACUUCUGCUAUUUUGGGUAAUGAAAAAGUGAUUUGCAAAGACACACUGAAUGUCCGUAGUUACCAACGACUAUCAUUCUCAUCCCAAUUUCAAUGCAGCACUCAAGUUCUCCUUUCCAUAGGCUGCAUAGGACUUGCCUUGGUUGUCAAAUAGCGUCAAGAACUGUUAGGAUUGCAGCCAGUUUGAAUACUUGACUCUUAAAUAGUUGUAACCCAGUUUCCUCUCAUGCUGUGAAAACCCGAAGUACAACAUAUCCAUUAAAUCCUUCAGUUAACAUGAUUAAUCUUACUUCUGCUCUUUUUUUGACAGUAUCUUCCUGACUGCUGCCUUGGGUUUCCCUGAAGCUUUAAUUCCUGUGCAGCUGUUGUGGGUAAACCUUGUGACUGAUGGACUCCCUGCUACUGCUCUGGGAUUCAACCCCCCUGAUCUUGACAUCAUGGACAAACCACCUCGUAAUCCCAAAGAGCCCUUGAUCUCUGGGUGGCUCUUCUUCCGCUACUUGGCCAUUGGAUGUGAGUGUUGAUUUUGGAUUUCCGAACCCCUGGAUAGAACAAGAGGUUUUCUGCUUUCCCCCUUCCCUCAUUCCCAGUACCUCCCUGUUCCCUUCCCUUCUCCUCUUGGCUCUUACACAAGUGAGUCCAAUUAGGGCAGCAGCAUGGCAUCAGCCGGUCCGCAUUGCAAUUCGGCAGAAUGGUAGAAGUUAGCUUAAAGGUACUGAAACUUGUUAUCACAUGCUGUUGCUGCAUCCUUUCCUCCUCACCUUCCUUUCUCUUGGCAGUUGCUAAUCUUGCAGAAGAUGGCUGCAAAGUGCCACUUGGACCAGUGUCUCUCAAACUUGGGUUGCCAGCUGUUGUUGGACUGCAACUUUCAUCAUCCCUAGCUAGCAGGACCAGUGGUCAGGGGAGAUAGGAGUUGUAGUCCAACAACAGUUGAGGACCCAUGUUUGAGAAACUCACUUUGAACAGUUUACCUACCAAGCUAAAUCUACUUCUGAACUCUCCAUUUUAACUAAGCACCUAAAAUGUUUUUUUAAAGCCAGCAUUGCCUUGGAUUGAAUUAUCUGAUAAAAUAAUUUGUGUGUGUGUGUUUGUAGAAGAGUUAACUUCCAUUAGGCAGGUUUUCAGUGAGGAAAGUGUAAGUGUGUCUUGCACAGAGCUCUGGCCCCAUCUCUGGGUCUGUUUUUAAAUGAGAUAUGUGGUGCUGGAAAGAAUCCAGUUGUGGUUACUUGGCAUUCAAGAUAUGAGCAUGGAUAGCAAUUGCAGGAAAUGGGCAAGGGUUACACAGUAACCUAUUGUACAGAGGAGAGAAAGUUCAGGUGAGGUGAGCAGGCAAUACAGUUGGCCCAUUAUUCAGCCUAGAAAGAACUAAAAUUAUUUAUUUCCCCCCCCCCCCCUUAAGGCUACGUUGGAGCUGCUACGGUGGGAGCUGCUGCUUGGUGGUUUAUUGCUGCUGAUGGUGGCCCAAGAAUUACCUACUACCAGCUGGUAAUAUUUUCUUCUCCAUAUUUCAACAUUAGCAUUAUUUGAAUAAGGCUUACAUUUUUGUAGUGCUGUUGGCUAACUAUGGUGUUUAAGUGGAAUGCACUGGUAUCUUUUCAAAAUAACACCAGUUCUUAUCUUUGGAAAGAUCUUACACAUGUCAAAAAACUAAUUCCAGCUUAAAAUAAAGAUCAGAUUAGAGUGUUUAAGGAAAAGCUUUGGUUUGUUCAACUUUAUAGCUGAACAACAACAAGAAUUAUAAUGAUGGUUGAUAGCACAAGAGUAUUUUGAUGAGCUGCAGCCGGGGGACGAGGAGCAGUAAUGUCAUGAGUGUACUUAACUAACUUGUAUUUGUGUUCACAUUUUCCAGAGCCAUUUUCUGCAGUGCAAAGAGGACAAUCCAGAUUUUGAAGGUGUUGACUGUGUGGUCUUUGAGUCUCCAUACCCUAUGACAAUGGCACUUUCCGUCUUGGUCACUAUAGAGAUGUGUAAUGCACUCAACAGGUUGGUGUGCUUGAAAUGGAUGCUUUCAUGUGCCGUGUGUCGGUGAUGCGGUGAUGGGAGCACUAGAUUGCAUCAUGCUAUUUGAAGAACUUGCCUUGACUGCAGAAGUUCUGCAUUUGGGUGAUUUUCACUGUGUUUCUGGAAUUCAGUGACUUUAGGGAUUCAGCUACUUUUACUUUUUUUAACAAUGGAUUUAAAUAAAUCAAUGAAGGAGCAGUACACAAGAUGGGGCAGAAGAAGUGGCUUUUUCAUCUGCAGAAACUGAAGAGAAAUAUUGCCUGCCUUGAGCUUCACAGGACAUCUGUCUCGGCACCGUCAGAAGCAUUGCAACGUUAGACAGGCUUGAUCCAGUGUAAUGUAGAUAUAUGGAGCAGGAUCUGGGUCAGCAGUUUUUGCAGAACAUUGGCAGGGAGCUAUUAAAGCAGGUGGACCUUUCACUAGAGAGCUGCUGAUGGGUUGUGGGCCUACAAAACUGGGCACUAGGAGAAAUGCCUUGUGCUGUAGCACAUGCAUGCACUUGGUAUCAUGGCAGCCAGAACUGGAAAAAACAAAAGAAGAGUUUUUAAAGCUAGUGGAAGGGGAAAGUAGAGUGGCAGACUCUCUGAGCCUGCCGAAGAUAAGAGCUGGUGAAGUGCAGUGGCUUUGAGCAGGAGCUGUGAGCCCUGGGUCAAGUCACACAUAGAUGGCCUUUAGGCAAGCUGCUGUGAACUGUGAAGCUUUAUGUACGCCUUCAUUCUUUUUUUCAGCCUGUCAGAGAACCAGUCCUUGUUGCGGAUGCCUCCUUGGGAGAACGUCUGGCUGCUGGGUUCCAUUUGCUUGUCCAUGUCUCUUCACUUCCUUAUCCUCUACGUGGAGCCACUGCCAGUAAGUUUGCAUAGCUCAUGUUCCAGGACAAGUCUUGAACCAAGCAAGAAAAGCUCUUGGUCAUCCCCAGCUCUCUUACCCCUCAGCUCAGUCAAAAGGCUUCACCAAUAAUGCUAUUUCUCUUCCAUUCCCCAGCUGAUCUUCCAGAUCACACCUCUGAAUCUGACCCAGUGGCUGAUGGUGUUGAAAAUCUCGCUGCCUGUCAUCCUGCUGGACGAGACACUUAAAUUUGUGGCCCGUAACUACCUAGAGCCUGGUAAAGAUAGUGUGCCACCUGCCACCAAGCCACGCUCUUUGUCCGCAUGCACCGAAGGGAUUUCCUGGCCGUUUGUGUUCAUUACCCUACCCUUGGUUAUUUGGCUGUAUAGCACAGACACUAACUUUAGCGACAUGUUCUUUUCUUGACCUGAAGAGAUAACAGUUUGACAGAGAGAUGUUUAACUUAAAUCAAUUUUUUUAUUGUUUAAAGCAAUUGUCUUAUUCUGCUGAAUUUUCACAUGAACAUAUUUGCCAGUGUCUGAGGUUCCAUAUUCUAUGCCAGCCCUUCCCCAUCCCGGCGUCCUCCAGAUACCUGCUGUUACAACUCCCAUCAGCCACAGCCAGCCCACCUGUGCUUGCGAGGCCCAAUGGGAGUUGUAUCCCAGACACCUGGGAGGGGCACCAGGUUGUGGAAGGGCUGAUCUAGACGUUUUGGGUUUUUUCUUUUACUUCCCCUGACCCGACUCCUGUGGAGGAGUAGCAUUUCUCCCCACCCCCUUUUAUACACAUCUAGGGUGUCCAUUGACAUGUACAGAGAAAUUUAACACUAUUUUAUGCAAAUAUUUUUUGUAGAGGAGAAGCAUGUACAGUGUUCUGUUUAAUAGUCAACUCAUCCUUGUAAAAACAAACAAAAAAGUGCUUUGCGGGGGGAGUGCCAGUGGACACUAUAUUGAGCAAACUGUAAUUGGUAGCAGAUUUUAGGGAAUGAAUGUUUUUGUGUGUGUUUUCUUAAACUAAAAAGCAUGCAAUUGUUUAUGUCUUCUGCAUGGUCACCUAUUCUUAAUUUGUCAUUCAGCUGGUUUUUUUCUGCACUGGGCAGAUGUAUACUGCUACCUCAGUAUCUACCCCCCUUUUUUGCCCUUUCCAAUAUUUUUAAAUAACAACUGAAUCUUGUUUACACCUGUAUUUGUAAGAGGUAUGCUUAUUUUUGCUGGUGCAGAAAAUACCACUCCAGGGGCAACCUAUUACUGUUCUCCUCCUCAACCCCCCCAUCACAUGUAGAUUUUUUUAAAACAAAAAUAUUAUUUAUUUAAAUAUCUUAUGUAUUUUUAUUGUAACAGCAUUUUCACCAGCAUUGCCCACUUUGGGAUGGUGGGGAGAAGCAGGAAAGGUAAAAGGCUACCUGGAUAGACUUCAGGCAAAGCAAAAAAAUAAAAAAAAAUAAACUUUUUUUAAUUGAGAAAAUUUUGUUUCUCAUUUCAUUUAUACCUUGGAGGCUGCUCCAUUUUAAUUAGCAAAAUCCAUGCGUCAAUAUUUUUUGUGUUCUUUUUUUUUAAGUGGGGGCAUUCAUAAUGGGACCUGGAAACAAAGGACUUGCGUUUGCACAGCUGGAGUUCUCACAGGGUCUUUUUUUGGUUAGGUCUCUUAACUCUCAGUGCCACAUCUUGGGAUAUAGUCUGCUGGCCACAUCUUACCCUGAAGUGGCAAAGUAACAAAUUUGUGUGUGUGUGCGUGUGCGUGUUACGUCUCUGUGUGUGUUUUUGUAAAAUCUGUAAAUACCACAUGACCAAAUGAACAUAUUGUAUAGAACUAUUUUUAUUUUUAAUGUGGCACUAACCACCAUCAUUCUAUUGCGAUAAAUGUUACCGCAUGUUGUGUUUCCCCCCCUCCAAAUUGAGUCCUGUAUCAACAAUGUGUAAGUUCAUUAACAGUCCUAACUGUGUGGUGUUUCUCUCCAAUGCCUUCCAACAUUCAUCGACUGAAGUGAGUAUCUCUCUUCCAUUUCACCAUUCCAGUGGUGAUGUGCUGUGUUAAAAAAAGAUAGCAUAUGCUGUAUACAUGUCAAAGAAUAAAUGCUAAUUUUCCCUUCAUUCCAUGCUGCGUUUUGUCAGAUAUUCUGCUGUGCUACAUUAUUAUCACCACUCUUCACAUUCUGCCUCCAGUAUCAUAAGGCUCAGAUGUCUUGAAGAACAAGCAUAUUUUGCGCCCCCAAUUUCUAUCGGGUUAAAUCUUUAGAACCAAGCUAGCAAGACCUGUGCCCUGAAAGUAUUAGAAUUAACAGCGUUUCCCCUUCCUAAAUUCACAUUAAACUCUUCCUUAGCAACUGUCAGCACCUCCAGGGUGGCUUUGCUGCAGUGGAAGCUUUUUUAGAUAAUCUAAUUUGUCUUCCCUACAUCUCAAAAGUAAUAGACAUCCUUGAACAUGGGUCCCAAUUAGCUGGUUGUAGUUUUCAUACUGUACUUUGAUGCUCUUGGACGACUUCUUUGUUUUGUUAUAAAGGUGUCAUGAACCAUUCCAGAUAACAGGUAUUAACUUCAGAAGGCCAAAGGUCUUCCAGUUACAUUCUCUCAGGUAUUGUGUUUCUAACAGAACAGUAUCUUGAUAGUUCUCAGUAAGUAGAGACUCUUCUUGUUUCCCACAAAAACAGCAACGGAGCAGUCAAAUGAACAUAACACGGUUGAACGCCGAGGGACUGGGGGACAUGUUCUGUCAAAACGGCAGAGAGCAUGCUGGCUUUGCAGUGUUUUCAGUCACCAGCUAGGGCACUCUUCGUUUAGGAGCUGGAUGGAUUAAAAUUUGGCAAGAGUCCUUUGAAGAGUCUGUGACUAGCACAGAAUGCUUAGUGAUGGGUAAGCUCAAAGCGCUCUGGGGUGUAAAGUGAAAUCCCUUGCAGAUGGAAGGUUUCACUAGCAGACAUGUUAAAAAUGUGGACCUUGCAACUCAGGAGUGUGUUAGGAGCACAGCAGCAAGCAGUAAGCAGCCUUCUUAGGCAAAGUUUUCAUGUCAUCCUAAAUCUAGACUCUAGUGCUGACCUUAGUGCACAUGCUAUCUGCACACCUCCUUGCCUUGGUCUGGUUUUGCCGCCAGUCUACUGAGCUUGGAAAUGGGAAUCAGCACGAUAUUAUCAGUGCAGGCUGACUUCUGUGACAGGGAUAGCUAAUCUGUGACCUGCCAGAUAUUGCUGGACUACAACUUUGUCUCUGACCAUUCUCUGCUACUCAUUGGGGCUAAAAACACUGCCAAAGGUAGCUCAGUUAAGUAGAGCAUGGUGCUGAUAAUGCCAAGGUUGCAGGUUUGAUCCCUGUAUGGGAUAGCUACACAUCCCUAUGUUGCAGGGGGUUGGACUAAAUGAUCUUUGGAGUCCCUUCCAACUCAUUGGGCCUAAUGGAAGCUGGGAGUCAAACAGCAUCUUCAAGGCCACGGAUUAGCCAUUCAUAGGCAGGCCCAGAAGCAUCAGCUUCUGGCUUCUUGACACCUGCACUAUAGAGUGGCCAUAUUCUGUCUAGCUGUAGGUCUCAUUUCCUUCAGCUGUCCCUUCCUUGCUCCUCACAAAAGUGAACACAAAGACAACCCCAAUGUAUCUCAGUAUUUUAUUUAACAUUCUCAAAGUAAAAGAGUACAGGUCCCUUUCUUGAUGGGAUUACCGGUAUAAUCUCAGAUUUGACGGGGGGGAGGGUUCAGCAGAGAAAACUCUUUCUCAGUUACAUGGAUUUAGGAGGACUAAGCAGGUAUGCCAAAGACCUCACAGGAGGCUGGGGGAGGUUUUGAAGAGGAAGCAAGAAAUGGCAUUGUGCAAAUGUUCUAGGAAGUAGCAUCACCCAUGAAGGUCUGGAAGGGAGAAAGAGCAGAGUUAAGAGGAAGCUAAAACUUGCAGAGGUCCCUUACUAAACACUAAGCAUAUUUGGGGAACAAGAAUCCUUUAUGUCUGGAGUCUUAUGUGUGUGAAUGUUCACAUGAAAAGCCCAGCUUAACCAAAUGAAAAUCGAAACCACGGUGGAAGUCCCUAUUUCAGUUACUCAUCUUUACAAGUGGCAGUGAGCUUGAUGAUGCUGGUGGCAGAGGCUGGUGGCAGUUGGAAUGCCAGCCACAUUUGAGGGGCCACGCAGGUAAGGGCAGGUUACCAAAAUUGCUGUUUCUGAAAAGCAAUGGAGCACACCAGUAACUUUCAAGCCCACUUGUAAGAGGGUUCUUGCACGGAUAUCCAUUUAGCCCAAAUUGUUAACAACUUGGAGUGUUUGUAAAGGUAGACAGUUCUUUAUUUUUUUAUUUAAAAAUCUGUUGUGUUUUGAUCUGCCUUCCAUUUCUCACUGUGCUUUUCAGUUGGUUUAGACUGUUCUUGUCUCAGUGUUUCUCACCCAGAUGAGACAUCUGCAUAGCUGUAUAGGGCAGUGGCACAGAAUCCUGUGAUCAUCCCAAUGGUGCCAGACUUCAAAUCCCAACAGUCCCAACCACUAUGGUCAAAGGGAAUGAUGGGAAUUGAGGUCCAACCACAUAGGAUAGGCACGGCUGGGGUAGAUGAGUCAAUAGUUUAAUUGGUAUAGGAUAGCUUCAACGUUAAUCUCUGAAGCACAGCUCCAGCACACUGGACUUGCUCCUUCGUCUCUCAUCUCCCUUUUAACUGAAUUAGGGAGAUAAUAAGACAUACAUUUGUGGUAUAGUAAGCCAUCUAAUUAAAUGAUAUUUGCAAUUCACAAUGCCAGUUAUGGUAAGCAAUAUAUUUCACCAAGGGAAGCACACAUUCUGCCAGGAGGUGAAGCCUUGUAAGAUGGCUAGUCAUCAACUUUUCCAUUAGUGGAAGGAAUUAGUGAAGCUUUUUCAAAGUGCUUUGAACCUUGCAGUGACCCCUUUGGAAAGGGGCACCGGGUGCCUUCCCCUUCUCACUGAAUAAGGAGUUGUUGUCUUUCCAAGCAGAACUUAACCCUAAAUCUCUUAACUCUUAAAGCCCAGUGCAACCUUCGGUGGUUCUCACACCACCAUGGGUUGGGUGAAUAUGGUAACUUUUCUAAGGCCAUCCAGUAAGCUUAGAAUUGAACCUGUGGCUCUAAUGUUAAAAACCUGAUGGAGCAGAGUCACAAUUCAGGGAGGACAUACUUUUCCUCCAUAGGAUCCCAGGUUCAAUUAAUGCCCCCUCAGGUGCAGUAACGAUGGGAAACACCUUUGCUUGGAACCUUGUACAGAUGCUGCCAGUUGAGGUUGACCAGCCUUCCUCCAGCCUGGUGCCUUCUAGGUGAGGUUGGAUUUCACAACUCCCGUCCGCCCCAGCCAACAUGGCCCAUGGGCAGCGGGGAUGGGAGUAGCAAUCCACAAAGCAUCUGGAGGAGGAUACAUUUGAUUAAUAACUUGACUUAGUCCACAGCAUUUUGGGGGUGAAGCUUUCUUUUCUGAUAAACAUUCAACAAUUUAGAUGUUAAAAGAAUGGCCAAAUAGUGUUUAUUUUCUCCCCGUUUGUUUACCAGUACAAGUGGUGUCUUAAAUCAACAGGGGAUUUUUUAUUGUUUAAACUGAAUGCAAAGCAGCUUUGUGGCAAUUCGCUUUUUUUAUGCUGUAGUUUUGCUUAAAUUAGUGUUUAAUAUUGGGGAAUCUUAACUCUGUGGUGAUAAAAUGCAGUACAGCAGUUCUAGUGUCUCCCAAGGACGCAGCCAAUAAGAGGCUUGAACGAUGAGCAAACUGGAUGGGUGAGGCGUAGGUAAAAACAGCUCAAGUUGUCUGUCCUUGCACUUGUCUUGUUUUACUUUUUGCACUUCUUAACCAUCGUUUCCCUAAUUUCUGCUUAUUGCAUUAAAACAAACAAUAAUAAUAAUGAAACACUAACACAGAGAGUAAAAAGAUCUGCAUAUUUUCUAACACAAACUCUGUGGGACAGGAUACUGCAAUUGUACAAUAACGGAGUUGAAAAUUGCUAUAGAACAGCAGAGGCAAAUAGGGCAGGGGCUGAAUCAUGAUGCAAGCUUCAUUCUGGACAAGGCAGGUGUAAGGAUUUGGGGUACAUGCCCAGGGCACCAGUUGGCGCAAAAUGUCCACGUGCAAUGGAGCUGGCCAACCAGGCAAUGCUCCAGCGAUGUUGGUGUGUCUUCAACCAGCCUCCACCUGCCAGCCCUCUUACUCAAAGAAAACCAGGGAGCGGGGGGGGGGGGUGCUGUUGUCAGCUUCCUCCUUCUUAGUCUCAGUGUUGAUGUUGCAGAAGAGGAGGAAGGGGGCAAAACGAGAAUGAGUUGGUGCUGCACGUCACUGGGUCAGGCAGAGGCAGAGGCCAUCGCUGGCUCUAGUUCUCCCUAUUGUUAGGGAUUUCUGCCUUCCAUUCUGCCAGCCAUCAAUGUCCACAUGUUAACUCUGGGCAAAUAAAGUUGGUGGGUGGGGUCUCAACAGGACUCUGCCUUGUAAACAAUCUCUUUUGAAAUGAAAGGAAACGAAAAGGGCAGGAGGUGUGUCACCCAUCCCGGACACCACCCCUGCUCCUGGUUCUUGUAUGUCUCCAUGAGCACAAGGCUGGCAUGCCAGUGGUUCUGGUGGCAAAGCUUUUCUGGAAGGAAGAAGGUUUCAGUAGAUGGACUAGCCCUGCAGCCUUUAUGUUGGCUCACCUUUUUAGUGUAUUUGGGGGGUCAGGGAGAGACAGGCUAGGGAAAUAGCUUAAUUCCUUAUUGUACCUAUUUCCUUUUAAUAAUUUCCAAGGUACCAGUUGCAUUCCAAACUACUGGGGCAUCCUAGACAUCCUAUGCUAAGGGGACUUGCAGUUUAAAGACCUCCACAAAAUACCACAAAAUUAUUAGAAAUUGAGAGAAAGUUUAAAAACAAACAUUGAAUGAGAAGCAGUGCUGUUGCCUGGGGAGAAUCUGAAAGGGAGACUGGUUGAAUGGACAGCCAGACUGACCUGUUUGCUAGGUGGAAAUACGUAAAGCAAGCAAAAAUGGAUUAACAGAACCACUUCUCUUUUUGCUGCAAAGUUAAUUGCACACUAGGAAACUGAAUGGUAGGAAUUUGUUAGGGCCUGAGAGCUCCAACAUGCUGUGGCUAAUCUGUAACUCUUAAUUCACCGCAGACAAGCCAUUAACAUCCAACAAGUGAUGAAAAAGGAUGUGUGAACAUAUUUUGGUUACUCCUCAGGGCUUUGGCAACAGCAUUUUUUUCUCACCUCACUAAAGGUUUGGGAGGGAAGGGCUUGUGGAAGGGAUGGGAAGCAUUCAGAGGCUGUUGGACCACAGCUCCCUUCCUCCUUGGGCACUGGCCUGUAUGGCUGGAGCUGAUGGGAGUUGGAGUACAAUAGUAUCUGGCAAGGCCGCAGGUCCCCCAUCUUAGUAACUUAACAGUGAAAGGGAAAUUUGUCCCUGUGUACUGGAAAUGGACAAUUUUAUGAAGUACAGUAUCUUUAGCCUCCCUUGUACAACAGCUACUAAAUAAAAAGAUUUGGCAGUUUGGCUAAAGUUUUUAAGGAUUGGCUUAUGGGGCAAAUAGCGAGUGGAAAUCUCUUAACUAGAUGUCCUUCCAGCUUUUAAUUCUCUGUCAUACUUUUCUGAUUAACUUGGAUUCUCCCAUUUGAAAAUGAGAGGAUGCUUAUCAGACUGUUAGAAUUUAAUUCUAUCGCUUUUGAGCCUUUUAAAAAUUACAAUAAUGUCCUUGCUUUUAUUAAGCCUUCUUUAUCCAUCCUUUUCACUAACGUUUUCUCUCUCUCUCUCUCUCUCUCUCUCUUUUUAUUUACAGCAAAACUGGAGUAAUCACUUAGUCCUAGACAAAUUUUGCAGAAUUGUAAGGUUAAUUUUCUUGCAUGCGUCUUUAGGAACGCAUCUACCGAAAACAUCUGCAUGAGUCUUGUAAAUGGGAAAAUAAAAAUCUCUCUUUAAGGAGGGAGAAAAAAAUAGAACUGAAAACUCGUGUUCCACGAAGGAAGUGUGUGGUGCUCUUAAAAAGCUUCAGUUUAUAUACAGAUCUACCAAUGUGCAAUAUGGUUUUUAACUGAUAAAACAGACCUCUGCGAAGAAGUUUUGGGGUUGCAUGAAGACAAGUCUCCCUAAACUGCUGAGCAAGAAUUAAUGAGUGGUGAUUCGCCAAGUUUUAUCUUUUUUCUUUUUCUUUCCAUACUUCGUUGUGUAAAAUGUCAUAGUUUAUAAAAUGUACAAUAUUGGACUGUAAUGCAUGCUUUCAGUUGUAAGUAGCUGAUAAUCUCUAUUGUAUCUCAACAUAACACUUAAAAACAGCUCUGUACAAUAUGCAAUUCUAUUUAUACAGGUUCGUUGACAACGGUACUGUUGCUGAACGUUUAAGAAACUGUUAAACCUUCAAUUCCAUAACUUCAGCUUAAAAAAAAAUAUCUUGGAGUGUGCAGAUAGGUCUAUUUUGCACUGUAAUAAUGUAACUUAUUUAAAUCUAAAGCCGUAGACACACACCGGUGCAAUACACAUGUUGUGGUGCAUUUUAUCUUAACAACAAAAGCCUAAUAAUGAACCUAGUUCAUAAAACAGCAUGUGUGACCUUUUUUCUUUGUUAGAAGUUGUAAAUAACAUUGUCUGAUUCAAUGCUGAUGGUGACAAGCAUCACACCUGCCAUCCUGGUUUCGGGUAAAAUAAACUUAUUCUAUGAUACAUAGUUUUUGUGUUUGUUUGGAUAUGCGUUUAGGAACACACAAGCUUCCUUGUAAGCUAAUUCUAAACACGUUUACUGAGAGCCUGUCCUGCACAUGAUGCAGAGUAAGGUGGUAGGAUUCUGGACUUCACUGCUUCAAACUAUUAGAGAGUGCGCAUUUUUAAUGUUCCCUGCAUACUAAAGCAAAAAAUGUCUGCUCCUUUUAUAUACUGAACUAGAACCUCAGAAAGAGAGAGACCAGCCUGUGGGAUCAGGCCAGUAACCCAUCCAUCCCACCAGCCUGUUCUCUCAGUGGCCAACCAGGUUCCACAGUGGGAAACUGGCCAGCAGGGCCUGAGUGGAGCAGGACUCUUCCCACCUGAGAUUCCCAGCCUUCAGAGCCAGUCUGCCUCUGAUCCUGUAGGUGGCAUGUAGCCAUUGUGGCUGGGAGCCACUGAGAGCUCUAUCCUCUAUGACAGUGAUGGCCAACUUGGCCCAACUGCUUUGGGACUACAAUUCCCAUCAUCCCUGACCACUAGUCCUGUUAGCUAGGGAUGAUGGGUGUUGUAGUCCCAAAACAUCUGGAGGGCCGAGUUUGGCCAUCACUGCCCUUUGAGAGAGUGCUUUUCUUUUCUUUUUAAGUCGAGCCCAGUUCCCAUUUUAGGGAGCUUUUCUUACAUGGGAGAAUAUUCAGAGCUAUGAAAUCCCAACCACAGGCUCAGGUGGGAGAGUUCAGAAUUCUGCUUUUCAUUCUAUGUAAUGUGUGGAUUGGCUGGCUCUCAGGAAUAAAAGCACAUUUCACUGGCUGGGAUCCAAAGAACCAAAGAAGGAAGCUUUUGAAUUGGGCUUGUUAGAACGGCACGUUGCACAGAAAAUGCCCUCUGAAGCUGAAGAGGACUUCAAACCCCAUUUGUGAUAUGGCCUGUGCACAUGUCAUUCAAAGGAAAGAGAAUGCCACUUAACACAGUCCCAAGCCCUUGGGUGCUGCUGCUUUGGAUCUGUGACAUCAGUUCCAGUGAGAUUUCCUUCCAAGCUCUUCACACUUUUAAGUUUGUGGCAUUACUUGCGCACGAUUUCCUAGCAAUGCCAGGGCAACACUUCUUCCUCUUAGAACUACAUAGCGUUCCUCUUGGAGUGUGGCAUGACUGGGGUAGAGAGUGUGUGUUAGAAGACAACCUCUAUAUAAUCACCUUUUUCAAAACAAAACAAAAAAU